Molecule: messenger RNA, 47744 nt
Organism: Xyrichtys novacula (pearly razorfish)
Lineage: Eukaryota; Metazoa; Chordata; Actinopteri; Labriformes; Labridae
Source: the annotation of a GenBank genome assembly
GGGCGGGGCCAGCAUGUGCACCGACUUCUCUGGAUCUCUAUAAGCAGUCAGGGAACAUCCGCGCACACAAACAUAUUUCUACCCGACAACUUGAGACAAACAAAAUAAAAACAAGCUUAAAAAGUACCAUCUCACAGACAGGUUACCUUCAAUAGACCCGCACCCUGGGAGGAGAGCCACUGCAGAGCGGAGAAGAGACCGAGAAGGAGAGAGGAAGGUACCCGGAGUGCUGCGGGCGCUGGGCGGACAGACAUCCCCGGAUCCCCGGGCAGUGACGCCUGCAGCAGCAGCAGCAUCAGGACCACCGGGAUGGAGGGGGAGAAUUACGGUUAGUGUCCAUCCUACACUCUGGUAUAGACCUCAUAGUUUAGCCUCUGUAGCUGCUCUGUGAAUGUGCUUUUCUUACAUUAACACUGGUGUCUGCAGUGCUCAGGCUCAGUCGUGCCAAGAGUACAGAAAUGACAGACAGUCUAGUGGGCAUAGAUGUUCACAGUCUGACAGAGUGGGACUGCUUAGAUCAUGACAGGAUGACUGACUAUACUGUGAAUCUCAGAGGACCAGUUCACCCUUUCAAAUUGAAUUAAAACCAAGUUCUCAGUUUGGGUUUUCACCAAAAAGCUUUUAAAACAGGUUGACUUUGGAGUAUUCACAACCAUGAUGAUCUUUUUGAUGAAUUAUUGAGCAUUACACUGCAGCUAUGGCAGCAUGGUGGACACUAUCCUCAUAUUUACACGAUGAAUAGAAAUAGAAAAGUUCCUGCUCUUGUGGGAAGAUACAAGCUGAUUUAUUUAUUUAUUUAUACCAUGCUGGCAUCUUCCAUCAUUCCUCCUCAUUGCCAAGAAACGAUCCUUAAUGUCCUGACACCACGCUCCUCAUCAUGAUGACCCCCGUCCCUGAUGAUGUCAGGCCAGGAUGAGCUAACCGACGGCUCGGCUCGAGCAAUGAUAGAGCCUUCAUCUCAAUUAUUUAGCAGUUUAGUUUUUCUGUGAGCUUAAUGCAUCUCAAAAUAGAAGCAGCAGCCGUGGCCUCGUUGCGAGAUUUGAAGUGAUGCUCUGCUGAGAGGAGGGAGGGCUGAAGGAACGCAGAAAUAUUCAUUCUGUGACUCACUCAGAGGAGAAACAAAAAGUUUACGACUGAGAGAAAGCAGUAAAACAGGAUCUAGACUGUUUAUUGCAAUCAAAGAACUAUAAUCAUACAGAUUCUACUUCCUUUGUGUCUUUCGGUGAAAUAAUAAUUUCACAGUCGUGUUGCUAUCUGCAUAAGCGUGAGCAUAUUCACACUUAAACACAUUCACACAUUCCCUGACACCUACUUAGUCAAAUUAGCCGUUUGUGUAGCUCUGAAUAUGUAAGUAUAAGUGAUAUUAUCCAUCCUGUCCAAGAGCUCCACGGCUGUUUAUCAUAUCUGAGACAGAAAGGAAAGGGAUUUUCAAGAUUCUGUUUUAUUUUGUAAGAGCUUUUUCUGCAGUUUUUCCUCCUUAAUUUAUUAUUAAUGCAGAGUAGACACCCGCAACAAAAACAGUUUAACUCCUGUGGACUUGAAGUCUGUCUGAGGAUGAUCUGUAUAUUUUAUAGCUCCGCUUCCACACACUUUAUAGACCUCGUUCUAAAAUUUAUGAUGAGAUUACCAUACUGUGUUUUUACUUGAUGUUGCUUGCUGCUGCCCUAAAACCAGCUAUCCUCGGAUCCUUUGGGUGCUGCUCUGUUUCAACACUCACUUCAAAGGCUCUUAGCUGCAGGUUGUCAAAACGUCUUUGUUUUAUCUUCUGCUCUUUUGCCAUCUACCUGCACCUGUCAGUGCAGCUCAGUUUCCCUUUGCAUAAUAAAACUUGUGCACACAAAGGAAGCUCUGUGCCGGUUUUAUAGGUGUGGUGCUCUAUGAUGGCAGGUUCAUGUGGUUGUUGCUGUGGUUAUGGGUGUCGUGUGUCCUCCUAGUUUCAACCUUACUCUCUAAACUGAGCGAUCAGUAGAGACCUAGUUCCUAAUUCUUGCUUGUGAUAUGAUUUCUCACUAUACUCUGUCACUAUCCAACCAUGCGGCACAGUUUCACUCCUCUCCGGUUCAAAGCAAACCCAGAGAGAAACUGUCAAAGCGUUUGCAGCCAAAUCUCAGCGGACUUGUGCAGACGCACGGUAGAGGGAUAUGAAAGUGAAGUUGACAUCCGUCACCUCGAAGUUGUCAGCUGCAGUUGUUCUUCUAAUAAAGCAUGCAUGAUGCCGGUCUAGAAAUAAACUCUAUAAUUGCUGUAUAAUUGAAUUAAAACUGGAUGUUGGAGUUGGAUUAAAAAAACAUUAUCUCUGUUUCCCAUCAUGUGAAGGAAGCACACAGAGGGAGGAUAUUCAAGCUUUGAUGCUGCUGGAUGGAAAAGUAGGCCAGGAUGAUGCAACUUACUAUUAGGAAAACUUACUUCUUAGUGCUUUGAAUCUAUAUUUAGCCGUUUUUAGCUUUAUUCUCACUCUUCUAUUCAGCAUUCAGUUAGAGUUGCUGCUAGAGGAGCUGCUGAUCCGCUCCCACCCAGUCACUGGUGUUAGUCACUGCAGGUGAAGCUAACAUUAGGCCGCUCUGUAGGAGUUCCACCAACACAGAUCAGGGAGCUCGCCGCAUGAUUUUACAUCCAGGGAAGGAAACUCUCUCCCCACUCGGAAGACUUGUCUGCCUCUGCAUGGUGCUGAAAACAAACAAAAGUGACUGAUUCUCGUCUGAAUCUCUCAGCAGGAUGUCUACUGUGUAAUUGACCGUGAUGUUUCCAAAACGCUCUUAAAACUAGUGUUCAUCUUAUACCUUACUGUAGCUUAAAGGUAGGCAGGAUCUGAGGAAGUGACAGUUUUUGGGAGAAAUCUUGAUUGUAAACUCUACACCUCCCAACCAGUUUUCCCCUCAGCUCCUCCUCUCCAGCAAGCCCCGCCCACAAACAAGACACCCCUGCUCGCUCAUAUCAUUCCAAUUAAAUUCAGAUAUAAUGCAGAUAAAUACUUCAGAUAAUUACAAAUGAGGCCCAGUCAACGUGAAAGAAAAAGCAUUGGUGCUACUGUAGAUGCCAACAGAACAUUUGCAGGACUUCUACAACUAGCAUAAGGUGACAUACUCCAGGACCCGAGGUCAACAGUUAAGUGGCGCUACAACACGCAGCAGAAGAAACACUUCUGUUACAGACACUUGGCUUACUUCGUUAAAGCAGUUUAUCUGUCCAGCAGAAAGGUUACAGGGUCACCAAGAUCCCGAAGCGUUCACUGAUGUUGACUCGGCUUUUUAGCUCUUGUCCGGUCUACCUCCUGAUUAAGCGUCCGUUAUUCCGUUGGAGUCUCCGGUAUUUCCUUUGUUUUCUUGCUUGUGUCGGCAGUCGUGGCCAAAGGAGGAUUCAGACAAUUUCCUGUACUUUCUGGUUGGUUUCUACUGUUGGGUGUUGUAGCAUGCUAACUUUGUUUGGGCUCGUGAACGACACGGGGGAAGCAGCGUCUGCCUCACAACCAAUCAGGUUGGGGGAGGCUGGGAAUGGCUUUUGUUUACAGUCAGAAAGAGCGGGCCGCUCAAAACAUUUAAAAUGUUAACAAAACACAGCAAUAUCAUUAUCUUACCAACUGUCAUCAAUAACUGAAAGCAAUUGACUGAUAUUUAAAGCUUUUUUGUAUAAACACCACAAAAAAAGAUGCUUCUUUAACGAAUUCCUGCCUACCCCACCUUUAAUCACAUGUGGUGUGACUGAAGCUCUCUUGGAUUAAAGGUGUAGUUCUGAGCUGUGUCCACCUGGUGGCAUGCUCCUUUACAGUCUUCAUUUGGCUCCACUGCAAGGAUUGCAUGCCUGGCAGUCUACAGAGAACAUCACAUGUCAUCAGCUUCUCUUCCUGCUAAAUUAAGACGGGUUGGUCAUGUUGCACGUGAGCAUUUGAUCACAAGCGUGUACAUAUUUUUUUUUUGUGGUGCAAACGUGUGUCAAUCAAAAAAGGAAAGGACAGAUGAAGUUUAAAGUUUGAAGUUUGGAUGAGGCUCCAGUGUAACAGUUCUUGCAGAGACCAAGUAUGAGUAUCUUGUGCCCACUUGUUGACUUGUUUAUUCUACAUGUGCUGACGUCACGCUCUUGUUCAGAGAGGUAACUCAAAGUCAAGUGAAGCAGGCGAAUAUGCAAACAUUUAUAAAAAAGGGAGAAGAGAAACACAAGUGCUGAGUUCACUGUGUGCCAAGCCGUGCUGCUGUUCCUCCUGUGACGGGGCUGCUCCUCCGGCUGAUGUGCAGCUGCAGCAUUUUCAAGUGGUCAGGACUGACUUUGCAGUUCAUGCAGGUGUCACUCUGAGUGACUCGGCCCUCUGGCGAUAAACUGAGCAGUGAUGUUUUUUUAUUGGAGCUGAUGCCACAGCCGUGCGAACCGUAAUAGUUUGUGCGGAACUGUAGUCUCUGACUGUGCAGGCUGAGUUGAAUUCAUGACCCUGAAUUAGAGAGCUGUGGUUAAGGACACUUUUCAUGAUUGACGGGCGGAUAACUCAGAGCGUCAGCUGGAGAAGAAUCAGUUUAGGAGUGGAGGUAAACAUUUCUGCUCUGCUCGGCAUGAGGAAGUAAAAAUUCCAAAUUGAUUGUCGCUCAUUAUCUGCACAUCUGUGGUAGAUACAAACCAGUUUUGUGUGUGUGUGUGCAAAACCUCCAUAUCAACUCUGCAGCUCCACACCCCGAAAUAUGAUUUUAGUCAUGGCGAGUAAGCUCAAUGGGUGUGAAAAUAAUCUAAUCAAAACAAAUGGCUUCUAGUGUUUUGGCCAGGAGCAAAUCAUUUCUUCUCCCUGGUUGCCAAGCAACAAUGAAAUCUUGAUUUUAUGUGAGGCUUUUUUGAAGCCAAAAAUGAGGAGUGAUGCGAAAAAGCAACAGAGAGAAAACAAUGAGCUGCUCAAGUGCGGCGUGAAACUCUUAUACUGAACUUCAACUUUCUUCUUAAUUGUGAAUCGAUCAGGAGAACUUGUGACCUUUGCAUUCACUGACUUUUUCCAUUUCGCAUGCAGCGUGUCAGCUCCAAGAAUAUCUGCUUGAAUUAGUAUGGCAAGUAGCAAGUGGGAGAGAAAAUAAGACAGAGAGAGAGAGAGAGAGAGUGAGGGAGAGAGAACGAGCAGAGGAGGAUGGAGGAUGGAGACAUGAGCAAAAAAGGGGAACAGGGAGAAAAAGCAGAAGUGAUAUCAGCAUCCUGGCAAGUUGCGCAUUCAAAAAAAAUCAACAGGGGAGGAAGAGAAAGUAGGUGAGUGUGUGAGAAAGAUUGGCCGGGGGAAGCAGGGAGGAGAUUUUAUCCAACAACCUUAGGGAUUAGGCGGAGCGGCAGAGUGACACAGAGCAAGACUCUGAGUCUCGCUUCGUGGACGGAGCGGUCAGGAGCUCAGAGCGGACUCCCAGCAGCAGGGGAGCCGGGGCCUCCGUUACUUCCUUUUUCCUCCGUCUCAAUCACAACCACAAGGAGGGAGAAGAUCACUCAGACACUAACAGAGACGUACCUUCUUCGCAUACAGACGAGGAUAUAACACAGCGGAGCUAUGGGGACCGUGAGUGAACUCUGUGUAUCCAGUCUUCAGACGUUCAUGUGUCCAGCUGUGAAGACACUUCAACAAGACCCAGGUAAAGUCAAAGUUCUGGUCCUGGGCUCUACUGUGCAAACUUAUGAUUCGAUGGCGUGACUGUGAACGUGUUUUAGCUUUACUGUCUUGUUGCUUUAUUGAAAGUGAAGACAUCCGAACCUGCUGACCUACACUGGACAAAAGGUGACAGCAGGAACUUUUCAAGGGCUCUUUGUGUGUCAAUAGCAGGAACCAGGAUCUAAAUGUAGCUCUGAGGAAGCUGAUUUCACACGGUAGUAAGUUUAGGGGGUGGAGCCUGCAAUGAUGGAUGUUCCCGGUUGGUCAGGUACAUGUCAUAUUUGACAAACCUCAGAUGCAACCUCAUUGUUUUCUUUUUUAUUAAGCUUUAGGACUUCUCGCUUUAAUCCAAGCCUUUCCAGUAUUUGAAUCCACUUUGGUACCUGCUUGUUGCAGCCUCAUAUGGCUCCAUCUUCAUCGUAAGGCCUUCAUUUUCUUCCUACCAUCACAUACUGGAUUUGCAAUGUUGUGUCAUUUAUUGCUUUCAUCUAUUUCGUUUGCCUGAUUUGGAUUAUCUCUCUGGAUCAUAAGAAAACGUGGACAACAUCGGGCAGCAGGAACCAUCUUCGAAGAGAAGUUCCUGUUGCUUUUGGUGGAAAUGUGUCUCAAACAUGUCAUUUCUUCUCCUUUCCUCACCUCUCCUUUUUUAUGAAUCUCUACUUCACUACCCCAAACCUGUUUCAUUUCACUGUUUCAUUCUGCAAACUGUCUCCUUGUGUAGUUUUACUUCUUUUUAUUGUUUUUCUCUCACAACUUGGUGCCCAAAAAUGCAAACUAAGAUGCGACAGAUUUGCUUUAAUUUGGUGCUGUAACAUUAGAAACCAAGGCGAAGUAAUAACCGUUGAAAGUGUCGGUGAAAACUUCUUGAUUUGCUUCAUUUGCGUGUCCCUCAAAUGGCUCCACUUACAGAUGAUAACAGUCGGACAGAAAUAGAGGGGGAUUCCUGUGGCUAAAGACGCUCCCUCAUUAAGCGCAACUUAAACCCCCGUGCACACACAUGAAGGAGAGACAGAGAGAGACAGGGAGGGAGUGAGCUCAUUACUUAGUGAGCAGAUCUAAUCUCUUAGUGCACAAACUAAUUCGAGCCGCCUCUGCUCACAAGGGCUUCACAUCCUCACCCGUACAUCCACGACAUGCGCUGAAGCUCCAGGUGUAAACACGGCAGCAUUCACACACAGCUCAUGUUCCUGCUCCUGCUUGGCUGUGCAUGACAAAUUUGUUUCCUUGUGCUUGUUAGCAGCUUGUAUGUCCUCAGAUAAACAGGGAAGGCAGUGCUGUGUUUAUCAGAGAUCACCUCCUAAACCUGGAUAAACAACUCUCACUGCUUCCCAGCUCUGAUUACAGAUGGAGGAGCAGGCAGAGGACGAGCUGGCUAAGACUUUCCCACCAUCUGUCGUCGUGUUCCCAGAUUUGUGCUCUCACACUGUAGUAACAUGAUCGGAAUCGGGGUGUUUGUUUGGCAUGUUGUCUGGUUGGUUGUUUGGUGUAGCAUGGGUGGCGUUUUAAUGCUCUUUUGACAGACUGUUUUGACAUGACGCAGGCAGCCUCUCUUGGUUGUGGUGAAUCAGCUGACGGGGUGCCAAACGAGGGGGGAAGCUGUGCUGUCUCAGUGGUUUCAAAACACCUGAAUCAGCACGACAAACAUGCCUCAAAAGAGGGGACUUUUGAAGUUCUGUAAAAGGGAAGUGAUCACUUUCGUUCUGGUAUCAAACGCAAGGUGACAGAGGAGUUAGUUGAGCAUGCGAGUGUAUUUAUUUAUUUCAUUUGACCUUUAUUUAGCCAGCUCAGUCCCACUGAGAAUAGAGAUCCCAGAGAGCUGGCCAAGAAUGGCAGAAACACAAAUACACAGUCGAGGUAUACUAAUGAAAGUCCAUAAUAGCAGUCAGCUAAAACAAGUGCAUACAGGGAGUCUGGCUCCCGGACUCUUAAUAUUCAGGCUGACAAGUUUGAAUUAGUCUGUAGUUUAUUGCAAGCAAAAGUGCAGAAAGCCUUUAAGCUUUCUCUCUGAGUUAGUUCAGACUUUGGGAACAGUCUACACGAUGUAGUAAAACCUUCAGUUUUUUAGUCAUAUACAGAAUAUGCUCCUUAAAAGACAAACUGCUAUCAGUGAAAACCCUCAGUAUUUAAAAGUAGACACCAACUCGAUCUCACAACUAUUUUCCCAUUUGUUCCCAUCUCGGAGAAUUUUUUCACCACUCUUGAAGAUUUACAAAACACGAGUUUAGUUUUGGUUUUGUACAAAGUCAAAGACAUGCUGAAGAUUUAAGGAAUCUUGAGCAAUAAAUAACAAUGUCAUCAGCUUAGACAUAAAUAGCAGCAUUCGGGACAUUCUGUUCAAGGCAAUUCAAGUCCUGGUUGACGAUCUGAGAAGCAGUUAAAAUAAAACUGAGCCAUUGAGGCAGAUUUGAAAAAAGCAUCCCACCCCUCACAUCGUCUGCAGUUGCCUGAACAGCAACCAUGUUGACAUUGUGGACACUAAUAAGAGUUAUUUAUGUAACAUGCGCCACGAUAAAAGGCAAACAUUUUUUCAGGCCUAAAUUCUGGCAGAGCUUUCUCCACCGCUCGAAGGAUGACCCAAUGUUUAUUAUAGUUAGAUUCCUCGCUUGGUCACAUUUCUUCUUUUCUCUGCCCUUUCUUCUGUCGGCUUGUGUUUUCCUCCCACUUUUGGUGGUGGGGCAAGCAGAAGUGUUUUAUUUGCGUCUUUUUCCAUCACAGCUCCUGUAGCUGAACUGCUACGCUACUUUUAGCCGCUCAGAGCUCCGAGGAGUGGGAGGAGUCAAGUCGGAACUAUAGGAGGGGUGUGUGUCGAAUACAGCGAGGUGAUUGGAUGGAGUGGCUGAGCAGGAGAUUGACCAAUAGGAGCUGUCCGGGACGGAUGGCUCCCAUUGGUCAAUGAUUUUGCAGCGUUGCACAUGCUCGGGUGAACCAUUCCAUUCUUUUCUCUCCUUACUUUGAGGAGAUCGCACUAUAGGACCUUGAUCGCCAAAUAAAUGAGGUUCAUAAUAAUUACAAAUCUCUCCAAUCGUCAACCAUGCCUUUAAUGUAAAAAGUAGUGGGCCCAGACCUCAUGCUUGUGGUAUCCCUUUGUGGAUUUGUACCCCCUCCAAGGCAGCACCUUUUAAUUUAGCUGGUCGGCCUCUACCAGUGAGAUGGUUGGCGUCCCCCACUCCCCUCUCUGGCUUCUGUGUGUGUUUGUUUCUCUGUUUUUUAAUCCUGAAUCAUAAAAGUGAUUCAUAUGUGACUCAUCUGAGGAGCGCUUGGCCAGCACGUUUUAUUAGCUGUGAAAUCACUGGUCGAAUAUCGCCCAAUGCUGAAAUGGAACCACAAGUGAUAGAUUGUUUUUCCUGGUGGGCUGACCUCAUGCGGUGACGUCUCCAUGUACACAUCUUUCCAGUCACUCUCAUUUACAAAACUUUGCACGUGCAGAGUGUUAUGUCAGUGCCUCUAUCUGGCUUUAAAUGUCACUGUGAGUCUGACUCAACAUGUUGAAUUAAUCCUCACAGACUGGAGCUGGUAGUAGUUCAGCUCAUGAAAGCAACGUUUCUGUGCGGCGAGGCAGGUGCGUUUGCUUCUCGCCUUGGUUUUCAGACAUGAAAACGAUUUGUCUGGACCACUGGGGCAGCCGAGGACACUGUGAUCUCUGUGGUAAAGUACAAACACAGAGGAGCAGAGAGUGUUGGUGGAAAAUUUGCCUUAUCAGCUGAUUGUUGUAAAAGAGGGUACGGUGCAAAAGUGACUGUGGAUGAUAAAGAUAAUGCAACUUCAUAAUCCUCUAACACUGAAAUCAGACUAUAUGAUUGUUUCGUCUGUUAGACUGAGUGACCAGAGAUUUGAGUGACAGACAUGACAGAGGACAUAAUGGUUCCCCACCAGUUAUCACAACCAAUAAGAUGAUGUAGGGAGAAGAGGGGCUGAGCUAGGUGACACCCAGGACUGUUAAUAAUGAUGAAGGUAAACAAUCAAGAAUCAAAAAUUGAUCAAGAUUGAAUUUGUUGUUGAAAGUUUUGUCAUCGUAUGAUCUGGUUUUUGGUAAUCUGAGUUUAUUUUCUCUGUGUUUCUUCUUUUCUCCAUUGUUUCUGUUCCCCUGUAGUCCUGUCUUGUCUUGUGAGUUUCCAGUUUGUGUCCGACCCCAUUUCCUCAUGUUCUCUGUUUUAUUCUCUAUCAGUUUUCAGCGUUUCCUGUUUUAUUUUGUAGUAGUUUAUUCCCUCUGUUUCUAGUCUUGUUUUACUUCCUCAGUUUUCCCUCCUCUGUGAUUGUCUGCACCUGCGUCUCAGUGUCUCACCUGCCUCUCGUUGCUUGUUUCCCUGUGUGUAUACAUCCUCCUUGUCUUCCCUUGUUUCUUUGUUGGUUCAUUAUGAAUGUGUGAAUGCCAGUGUCUCCACUGCCUUCUGUUGGUUUUCGCCCAUGUGGAUUUUUAGUUGGACAUUUCUCAAAGUAAGUUUUUGUUGAUUUUUAUUUCUUUAAUUAUAAAUAAAUCAUUUUUGGUUCUGCACUUUGGUCCUUCCCCUUUUUGUUUCACCCUGAAACGUGGCAUAAGAUAAACUCCGAUAACCAAAACCAAGGGAAAACUAAAUACCAGAACACAUCUUGACAAGUUUGUGUCAGGUAUAGAUAAACAAAGAGCUAACAAGCCUGCAGCUGCAAUUUUUGCAUAAGGUACAUUUGUGCAUCUAUCAUGCAAUCAUGAUACAAUAACCCUUAAUCUCAAACUUCUUUAUUUUGCAGUAUUUAUCUCAUCUUUCUGUGCACUUGUGUUUCUAUAGUGUGCUCAAAUCAAUUGUCCCUGAUGGGAUCAAUAAAGUUGUCUUGAGUCUUUAGUAAGCUGAUCAAAAUGUAAAAAAUCCUUGCUGAAUCAGUGAUAAUAAACCACCUCUCACUGCUGCUCAAACAAGGACACUUGAGGCGUAAAUAGAGAUGUCUUUGACUUAGUUACAAACAUGACACAAAGUCACUCGGUAUUGUCCCGGCGGGGGUUGCUAUAGAAACUGAGUUGAACUUUUACAAGUUUCUGCCAGCAGAGAAAUCUGUGUUCACUGAGGGUCCUUUCAGAACAAUACAGUAUGUUAUUUGCCCUCCAGAGUUUUUUCAAAUGUCUAAUAUUUCUGUAUCUUAAGAAAAUCUGCAAACAGAAACAUGCCUCCCAAAUGUCAAGUACGGAGCUGCUUGAUAACAGGAUGCAGACUCUUGACUUGUGAUCGUGAUUACAAGUCCUAAUAGAUUCUGCGCUUGUAUGAAAGACGAUGCAGGUCAUCUGAGGUGAGACAAACACUUUUUAAGGGCUGAUACACAGUUUGACGUGUCUUGGAUGCUGAAUGAGACAGACAGAGAGCUGCUUCAAGGAGGAGUGUGUGGGGGGAUGUAAUCCACACAGCUCUGUGAGCCAAAUAAGAUCAUUCUGUUGGCAUGGUUUGUUUUUAUCUCGAUAAAAUGAACAGACAUGGAGGUGAACAGGGAAAUCAUGUUUCUGAUUGAAUUCUGCUCUACAGCGGUCGUUCACAACACACUGUUGAGCGUAUUGUUGCUCCUUAAAUGUGUCGACAUGCCGGCCUCAUCGGGCUUUCACGCCUGCAGACACGAUCGCUCCCUGAGCAGCAGGAGGGUUAUUUAGUCAUUCCAUAAGACUGUUUAUUAGUCAGGCUUGUGAAUUAUUAAUUACAAAUGAACAAAUGCUUUGUCAGCCUGGAGGCCACUCAGGCAGCCAUGGUGCAAGUGUGGUGGUUGAACAUGUAGGGCAGAGUGCCGCAAGUCUAGCUUCUGCAUUUCACACAGUCUUGCUAAAAUUUAAGAAGACAGCAGUAUCUUUGCAUGUGUAUUCAAUCUAAGCUACAAAAACAGAAGAUUAGAAAGCAAAGACACGGUGCUCUGAAUAUAAAGUAGGCUUAUUUAUUAAAUUAGAGUCUAUUUUUGAAAACUGCAACGUAUCAGACUCCCUUGUGCUUUUCUCCUUUCACAUUCACUUCUGAAAAGUGACACCAGAGCUAGAAAUAUCCUCCUAUUUCUCAUGAUGGAUGUCAGUAAUUAAUCACACGGGUCCGUCUCCCCCCUCUUUACCCCUAAAUUACACGCUGCCUCGAUCCAAACGUUUCACUGCUCCAAAUCAGCUUGUGCAAUCAGUCAAAGCAGGUAUGGAGCAACAAAACUUCAGCCUCAGAUUGCGCUCAAGAAUGUCAGACACGAGUGAAGUAAUAUAUUGUGAGGUGUUUCCUUGUAUUUCUUAAUAACUUUGUUUUCUUUGAGUCUCAAUUAUAAGUCAUGGGAGCGGACAGAACAGCAAGUCAUUCUGGGAAAUGAGAAACAGGGUGCAGCCAGCUAUUCAAUUAAUGUUCAAACAUGACAGGAAUGCUCAUAAUUAUGUUGUUUUGUCUGUCUAUAAUGAUCCUGUGUGUGUAUGAGCAUGUGUCAAAGCCUUUCUGUAAAAAGAACUGUAGUUACCAUAAACCAGCAGCAGGGGUCGCUCUUGUCUUCUCUUCUUUUAGCCUUAUUUCCUCAUAUAGGUUAAUUUUCUCUCUUAUUUUGGAAGUUUGAAACAAUAGGUUUUAUUUUACACUUGAAAAUGUUCCUGAAUUUUCAUAGUUGAGUAUUAAUAAGUCAGCGUGGUCAUUUAAGUUUUUAUUGUGAAGGUGUUGGUCACUGUCAACUCAUGCUGACAAAGCACAAAGUAGUCACACUGUAAAAAAAAAAAACCCUCAAAUCUUACAAAUAGUUUUGUCUUGUUUCCUGUAAAAAGUCCCUUAUCUGGCUUUAUAUAAACUACAUUUACCGUAAAAGUCCCCAAAAGACAAAAAUAAGGACUGCAUUGCUUAUAAUGAGUUACAAAAAUCUCCUUUGAAAUAAGAAUAAACUGAUUUUAAAUCUGUCAAAAUAAGAGUUAGAUUACUGGAAAUAAAAAAAUUAUAAUCUCAAGAAAUGGAUGAGUAUAUUUUCCUUACUCCAUAGGCAGAUAUUGGUGUGUAAUAUCUCAAGAUAUAAGAUAUUUUCUGGACGUAUCAGGUGAAUGCAGCUUAGUUUGAGAUGAGUAAGACAUUUCUUUUGUUAAAUUUAGACAAAAACCUUUGAUAAGAUUUGAGAUUUUGUAGCUGAAGCACUUCAAAUAGGCCUCACAUUUAAAAAAAACUUAAUAUAAAUAAAUAAAAUAGUCAACUGAAGUUAAAGCACAGUCCCCUUAAUGAGACUUUAUCAUAGUAGAUGUAAAACUGCAAGUCUGAUAAUGAACUUAAGUAAAAGUGUGAAGUACUUAUUGUAGAUUUCUGAGACGGAAAUUCACCAGGGAUGAAUUGCAGCUUUUAAAAACCAUUCAGAAUUGCAUAUCUUUUCACCCGCUGUCUGCUCUGUCUCUAUUAUAUCCACAUAUGUAAAGUGCUUAGUACAGAGGGGAAGUCCUUAUCCUUUUAUUGUGGAGGCGGUUCAUCACAAUUGCUGCAAAAAUUCCACAGCUCACUUCCUGGAGAGGGCAAGCAAAAAGCAGUUUGCUCAGAUUUUUAAAACAACCACAACAAUCUCGGUACAGGAUGUUUGUGUGAGAGUCGAGCUCUAGAGUGAUUUAACCCCUGAUUAUCCAGAAAAUAUCAAUAUCAAAGUAAUAUGAACAGACUUCAUAUACAGAUUGUAAUAUCUUGGCCAUCCAGAGGUGGAAACACUGUAAUGAUCACCCACAAAUUUAAUCCAGAUUAUCCAGGUAUCAGGUAGACGUACGGUGAGGCGUCUUUUUUAUAACUAUGACCCCCGUCUAACGAACAGCUUACCUGAAGACCUGAGGACCGCACCUAAUCUUAAUGAUUUUAAAACCAAACUCAAAACAUACCUUUCUAGUCUUGUUUUUAACUAAAUUUUACAUCAUUAACUUUAAGCGUUUUAGCAUUUAUCCCUUUCUGGUUUUAAUGACAGGAAUGUGUUUUAUUGAGCUAUUUUGGUGCUCUUAUUUUAGUAUCUUUUACUGUUUUUAUUUCAUUUUAUUUCUUAUUUCUUAAAUUUCAUUCUAUGUUACUUUGUUUUUUGAUUUUAACCUAACCCUCAUCUUGAGUUUUAAAAAGACAUUUCCUCAGUGCGCACAAAAUCAAACCCUUUUUAAGUUUAUGCAUUUUCAUUCUGUUUCUGUUGCAUUUAGAUCGUGGGGCGGGAAUGAGGGGUUGGGCUGGGGUAGAUUUGGGUAUUCUUUGUUUCUUUUAUUCCUUUUUCUGUGUAAAACACUUUGUGCUAUAUAAAUAAAGACCGAUUGAUUGAUCAGCAAAUUUUGCGCUGACUACAGUUGUUCAUUCAGGCUCAUUUGCAAAGAAAGAAGAAAUUAAAGACUUAUGUUAAGGAACUUAUCAAGACCAUUUUGACUUGUAAUAUCGUGAAAUAUUUGGAUCUGUCAGGUCAGUGCAGCUGAAAAUAAGUAAUGGGAGAACUUGGCAAGAAAUGGGACAAAUUCACCCGGUGAGGCUGCAGAGUAUAUCAUCCAAUCAGCCGGCUGUCAUGCAGUUGAUGGAAAGCUCGUAGUGCUAUGUGAAAAGUAGCUGAGUGCAGAAUCACAGAAAACACUGAGGUUAAAGGAUCAGACCAAUAUAGAGUUAAUUUUUUUCAUUCUUGGAUUUGACACAUAAAAACUCCCCAUAUUUGACUUUAUUUAUUCUCCUCAACCUUUACUCGGGUUGCGUAGAUUGCUGAGAAUAACCCUGCUGAUAAAAAUCUGGGACCAAAGGUGUUGGAAGCUUAUUGGAGCUUUUCAAGGCCUUCCUGAUGUUAUUGUUUGGUCGUUUUCGUCUGAGUAAAAGCCAAAGCGGAAGUUUCUGUAAAUGCAAAAAGGAGGUUAUAUUGUUGUCUUGCAGGCAGAGGAUAAAUAUAGCACGCACUCUUUCAUGCUGAUUUGCUCUUUAGUCAGUUGGUCUGAUUGUUUGAUCAGCCCUUAGACCGAAGAAGAGGACUAUUGUUUGACUUUGCCCGUUCGGAGCCACUUUUCACACGAGAACCGAGAUCUUUCCUGAUCCUGAGGGUUUGACCUAGAACCUAGCAGUCGUCAAUGUGUGCGAAUGUUUUGUUUUGUGCCUCUGAGUUUUAAUUUUUCACAAAACACUGAAUAUGGGGGGAAAAUGAACGUAAAUCUUGACCCUUUUUAAGGAAUUCCUUCAUGCCAUUGUUGAAAUAAUGAGCUGCAUCUUGUACGCUCCAGAACAAAUCCUUCCUCAUGCUCCAGAAUCCUCUCUGACGCUGUCUCCUUGUUUGCAAAACACUCAAUGAACGUCAUCUCUCACCGGAGGAUCAAUUCUACAUGCCUUAUUGUUCAGAACAGGAAGUUGCAGACAACAGUGUGUUAACACGGACUGUUGGUCUUUUUUAUUCAAAGGUCAAACCGUGUCUGGUUUCACUUGUUCUGGGUUUUUAUCGCAGAUUAACUGCACUUCUCGGGGGGGAAUGAAGAGGCAACAAUGAAUUGAAACUUUGUGUGAGCAGGGUUCACUCUACACUGAGUACAUUGUCAGUUUGGGCAGCACAACAGAUGCAUUCACAGAGGACAGCUUGAGGACGAGGCUCUUAAAUGAAGUGGCUGUGCGCACUAUAGGUCCUGUCAGGGGUUAGGGUAGGUUUGUGUCAAGAUGAUUUUACGUUUUGGGCCUUAGCAAAGGGAGAGAUAUGAAUGCAUUUUGCACAUUUUUUUGCAGUUUAAAUGGAAAAAGUUGAAUUAGUUGUGUUGCAGCAUUGCUUUUUUAUACCUUCUGCACUCAUAAACAAGCAAAGGUUCAUCUCUUUAAUAUCUGAAUGAAAGACGUGUUAAGGUUUUAAAAAUCAGACCUGUUCAAGACAAAAUUAUCUACUAAAUCAGACUCAUACUGUGAUUUCCUGUGUGUGACAAUCCAGCAGGUGUUUGAAGCUGUUCAUUAGGGUUAGAUAUGCCUUUGCCACAGACAGGUGUUGAUGCUAUUUUCUGAGGAACGGUUUACAUUUGUUUUUGCUUGACUUCACUCGCCCACGUCUGCUCUCGGCGGAUGUGGUGAACGAGUUGGAACGAGAGCGCAGCGGUAAGCGCGUAAUCAGCAAAAGUGAACUGCUGUAUCUGUGCGUGUCAAUCACACAGGUCUCCCUGCCCCCACUCGACUCCCUCCCAACAGCAGUUGACUGUGUCUGUGUGUGGGUACGCGUGAUUGUGUGAACGUGAGAAACACACACACACAGAGAGCGCACAGUGCCCAGGGCAACAGGGUGGGAACGCAGGCUGGAGGCGCGUCAUCGGGCCCGUUUGUUGCACCUACGGCCCAAGUCACGUCAAGUUAGCGGAAUUGAGUGAAUCUGACAGGAUGUGGAGAAAAUUCCACUUCAUCAUCAUCAGAUUUAGGGAAAAGAGUAAAAGUAAUUGAAAAAAUCUACAUAUAUUAAGUGUUGCUAAAUUUCACCUUCAUUUCUUAUCUCUUUUUUACUGCAGUGUAUUUUUAAUAUUCGUCUGUACAAGAUGUUCUGUUCUCAAUAACAAAAAAAGUAUUUAAUGCCCACUAAUUUGUCUUUUUAAACUGGAUUUCAUUCUUUUAUUUUUAUUUUUAUUUAUUUUUUUUUAAUUCUAAUGAUAGAGUCCUAAAUUCAAUGAGGGUUAGUGCACUAACAGAAUAUAAUCCUUUAAUUUUUAUUUUAUUUUUAUUUUUGUAUUCUAAUGAUAGAGUCCCAAAUUUAAUGGGGGUUAGUGAACAAACAGAAUAUAAUCCUUUAAUUUUUAUUUAUAUAUAUAUAUAUUUUUUAUUCUAAUGAUAGAGUCCUAAAUUUAAUGAGGGUUAGUGCACAUAUAAAAUAUAAUCCUUUAAUUUAAAAAAAUUAAAUAAAAUUAACCUGCUCCUGAUAAUUUUUAUUCAUUUACUUAAUUCAGAAUUUUCAGGGGUUUAUCUAUGCUCUCUUAAACAUCUUAAAAACUGAAAGAUAAUCAUACAAAAAAUAAAUAAAAAUAAUAAAAUAAGAUACAGUUUUAACAGUUUAUUACAAAAAAAACAAAAAUUCACUCCCCUUUGGGCUUUUGUUUUGAAAGUCCGGACCGGAAAUGCUGCACCAUUGUUCGUCUUGUCUUGACAGUAGCUCACGCAGGAAACGUUGGUUGGUUAAAGUCCUCCUUCUGUUCAAACCACUCCCUUGAGCUGUCGAUACUGCCCAGAGCCACCCCUCACUCACAGAACAAACCAUUCCCAGGAGUGUUUGUUAACUCGACUUCGACAACUUCAAACCGAGAGAAAAGUCUCUCUUUAUUUACCACUUCUGGUCAUUUGUGGGAGUUUUAACCGUCUGAAACAAAUCUCAACUUUUUACUCCUCGGACCUGCCUCAACAGUCAGCAUGGUGUUAAAAUCGGAAGACGGAGUAGGUGAGUGAAACAAUUCAGGGGAGACACUUUUCUCCGUCUCCAAUGCUUGUAAAAUAGAAACACACAGCCGUGUUGUGUUAAAAACAUAUCCAGUAGAAGUUUCUCUAUUCUUUUGGAGCUUUUCGGCAAUUUUCGUGAGUGAAUGUCGGCGAAGUUUAACUCGUGAGUGGUGAACGCUCCACCGUGUGGCCUUGUUUACAGUGUUGACUCUGCCGUUUGUGCCAUCAUUGCUGUAUUUACUGAGACAACUUUGUGCAUUUCUAAACAAAACAGUUUGAAUACUCUUUAUAAACUCAUCCUGGGGAAGAAAUACAUACAAAAAGUUAAGAAUAUAAUGCAAUAAAAGACAUGUAUGGUAUCAGUUUGCUAUUAGAGGUAUCCCACAUGCGUGAACACAUAUCUUAUAUUAUAUUACUUAUAUGAAAUUAUAACACAAAAAUGUCAGAUUGCUUUAAUGAAAACUGAUGUUCCUAAUGUGCAGAUUGACUACUGUGAGUAUUUUUUGAUAUUAAAAUAGCAGGUUUUUCUCACAUCUCUUACUAUAGUUGACAAUUUGCUUGCUUUUGCAGAAUAAAGAUCAUCCUCUGACUUUUACUGCAAACAUCAGCAGCAACAAGUGUGAAAAAGGACAUAGUUGCUGCUCCUCCAGUGUCAGCGAGAAAGGAACAAACUAUUAUUUAUUUAACACAUUUUCCAUAUUACCAAGUAGAAAUCAUUGUACAGACACUCUGUCUGAGUCUGAAUCUGCUUUUAUAUCGCAUAAAACCAUAGUAAAGGAUGGUUUUCAUUCUUUCUGUUGGUGGCGGUACUUUUGUAGUCACCACAGCCUUUAUUGCCACAGUAUUAAACAAGUGUGGGGGCUCUGAAGUGAAAGAAAGCCUUUGUUGACAGACACCAUCAAUCUCCCCGGCUUGGUUAGCCUGGCAGCAUUAAUCAGCACCCCAGACUUGCGUCACCAUUAAUCGUGUUAGAGAACAGUGAGCGUCUGACUGCCUGAUCCUGUUAUAUGCUGCUGCUCUUUUGUUCUGCUGAUGGAGAGAGGAGAACUUCAACACUCUUUGUGGCCCCGGCUCGGUCUGCCUGGCAUACUGCUGCAUUGUUUUUACCAGGGAUGAGAGCCGGGAGAUGGGAAGAGUCGAUCCUCUCUGAGUCCAUUUGUCUCUGCCACUUAGAGGUGGGUGGUCUGGGAAGUUAAAGUAGUUGUCACUAAUGGUUCUCUAAUGAGAGGCGCUGAGAGCUCUAAUGGGCUCUGCCUGGCAUUAUGAUGCCCACUGUUAGAUAACCAUCAUCAUCAUCUCCACAUAAUCAAGUUGAAGCUUUCUUUCUGCAGCUCUUCACUCCACUCAGGUUGGAGUUCAUUCUGCACAGUUGCUGGCAUGAUUCAAUAGGUGUAUUUACUCUGCAGAGACGAUAGGUCUCAUGUUUGGUAGCUCAGCAACACUCAGGCUGCAUAGCUGACAUUUUUUAGGGAGGAAUCACAGGUCAGACAAUGUCUUGAAGUGUCUUAGUGGAUAAAAUGUCUUAAAGUUGAUCAUAUAGAACUUUUUUGUCUUUUUAUUCUCAGAUAAUGGAGCUAUUUGUUCAAUCGUAUCCAUCAUCAUCACAGGAUCUUCUUGUCCUUGUAUGCCUCUAUCAUUUCUCCAUCUGAAAGGAUGUCCAAGAGAGCAUUUUAAUCUUGAAUUUGACCAGCAGAUAUCACCAAAUAAUCUGUACCUUUAAGUACACUCAUAUCAGGUUUAACUUUUAUUAUUUAGCUGCGUUGAGAGUUCUCUAUGUCACAUUUUGCCGUACAAGCUUGAUUUUGAGUUUUAUAACUACUUUACAGGAAAGGUGAAACACCUGUUUGAUUUAUUGAAUAAUGAAAUAGUCAUUGCUGCAGCUGUUGUUAUGAAUCAUGUGUGUUUUCAGCCAUGAUUCACCAGGCUGGGUCUGAUGUUGACAUAGUUGACGGUUGCAGUUUGAUUUGCAUGGGAGCAGUAUUUGCUUUAACAAACUUUUCAUUUGUACUCCUCAGAUACAUCUUAACCUGUCUUAAACUUUGACGCACGAGUGUUGCAAAAGUUUUCCAGAAACUCAGGUUUUGAUAUGGUGAUAAAAUACCUCACAGUCUCUAAAUCAGAAAUUUGCAAAGUCUCACUUAUUGUUGUUUUUUUCAAGCAUUUGAUAGAACAACAGGAUUUCUUUACUUUUAGUUUUGCUUUUCCAUUCCUUCUCUUUAGUUUUCUCCCCGCUCUCUCUCUCUCUCUAAGAACUGAUAUGAGUGAGUUCCGGGUUUGUCAGCAGCAGGUACGGACACGCCUGGAGAUUUUCAUACAAUGCAGGACAGAGCGAUGAUCUGGUCUGUUGACAGAGCUAGGAAAUUCAAGAUGGCACCUUGCAGGUUCUCCUUAGAGGAGGAGUGUGCUUAUUUGGGUUCUAGAUGUAGGUCAGAAUUUGGCUACAGUCUAAUGGAGCUUGUUUAGUUUUCUCAGCUUUAUUUGUGUAUUAUUAGAGAGUAGAGCUGCAUCACAUGAUUCAUGAUAUGCUUAGUCCAGAUCACAGUGCAUGCCAUCGGUGUCGUGAUAGACUUGAUUAAAGUCUUGAAAAAUGAAGGAGGACUAUUUUGGUACCGUUCCCACAGGAUGGGUGGAUGCAGCCACACAGCUUUUCACUCCACCCCUGAACUCCGAGAGCGGCUCACAAACAGGAAGCCGAGUAUUUGACAAUGUGCUCGACGGAAAGUGACAUUUAAAAGUUUGCGUGUGGGCAGAAAUUUCCUCCUGAAAAAAAAAAGACAAAAGCGUGCAGUGAAAAAAAACAAAAAAAAAAACAUGCUGGUUCCUCUUGCAGCUUUCCUGGCAUGUUUCCUCUUGAUCGGCGUAGUAUGUGUGUGUUUGGCUGGCAAAGGAGGAUGUUGAUAGUAGGACAUACCCGAUAAGAAUCGAGGCUAACAGGAUCAGAGCACAAAGACAUGCAUUGCGGGUUUAAAUAGCUCUUCCGCUUUUUAGAGAAACAUGGAGAAGCCUCCGCGCUGGCCUAUGAAAACAAAUACUGCGGAUAAAUGCCGUGAAAAAGGAACGGAGAUUAUUAGAGAAAGCUGAUCUUUGUGUUCGUAAUGAUGGGUUUUAUAUGUGCAGCUGCAGGAUGUUUAUGCUGUAGUGGGGUUUACUGUAUGUUUGCUUUACACCAAAGCUGUGUUUAUGGUGAAAGGCCUCACUAUACAUUCUCCGGCUCCAGUUCCCACCCAGCCACAUCCUCCGGUCCCAGCAUUCCUUCACGGGGAGCAGACUGGGGAUGCUGAUAUUCUCAUAGGGGGGCAACUUUAUCCUUUAUAUCCGGCCCCAGACCAAGGCAGCAUCAUGGAUUGGGUUGCCUCUUGUUAGGAAGAUUAAUCUGCAGGGUCAAAAGAUGAUCAAGAAGAUUAAUCUCUGUCAGUUUUGAAUUCGUUGCUCUUUCUGAUGAAUACCUGACAGCUCUCUCAAACCCUCUAAUAACUCUAAUAAAAAUUACUCCUUGGCUGUUCUGCUGACAACUUAACUUUAUCUCAUAAAUGCGUCCUGUUAUGUCUGCUCACUGUGCAGUCACAAUACCUGAGAUUGAGACUUCGAUUUGCCUGUAGCAAAGUCCACAGACAUACUUGUUCGGUUAAUUUUUGACUCCAAAUUGCCUUAAGGUGUGAAUGCGAGAGUCUUUGGUUGUUGGUUAAUGAUUUUGCCCUUCAAGGCUCCAGGAUGACCCCUGAUUUGCCCCAGCCCCUACAACCCUGGUUACCCUGGUGUUGUCUUAUCCCUAAAAUUUUAAGAUUCCGUCAACCUCUCUUAAAGUGUUAUUUAAUCGACACAUAUCAACUCCAAUUCAAGCAUAACCCACUUGAAUGCGGUUGUCAUGGUUUCCUGAACACAAACAAGGAGAGAAAGUAGCACGACUUAGAUAGAUGGAUGGAUUUUAAUUUACUGCUGGCAUACUGACAUCACAGCAGUCGCCAAAAGUUAUGAACUUGUUUUCUAUUAUUUUGUUGUGUUUGGGACGUUUCUGGACAUCAGACUGUUAGAUGCCCUUUAUGUGAAUAAGAUAGAAAAUGGUUGUGAUAAAAUGCUGUUAAAGUCUGCUGUGAUGUGGCUCUGGCUUCAUAAAUCUGGACAGCUUUCAAUUUUUCUCCUAAAAAAAUCAGAGAAAUCAUCUGCCUGUCUAGAAAUCGGUGACUCUGCCUCAAUGAUUUCUAGAAUAGUUACUUAUGAUUUUGAGGUUACUCUUUUCUUAUUUUUUUACACAGACGGUUGCGUUUCCGUCUUUAAAUCUUCUGUAGUAAAAGAUAUCACUGAAAUGGCGACGUGCCUGCCAAACACGUGGAUCCCACAUUGACUGUCGUCAGAGGAAGAUGCAUAAUGUGGGACUGCAGAGGGCAGACAGCACAGCAGAGGGCUUUAGGUUGACUCAUCAAAGACGCACAGACAUGAGGCAAGCGCUUGUGUGUCGAGUCUCUGCUGCAGACAAACCCGGGGCAAGUUUAUACUCAUACUGUAGAAACAUUCUGCUCGAAGCCGCUGAGAGGAAUGCUGGGAAGCUUAUGCAAUCCUUUGGCAUGCAUCAUUCAGGUGGACUAUUCGAAACGCUCACACACAAAAAAAAUCAGUUGCUGGGGUGGAGGUUGGUGGCGAUAAUGGAAGCAUGACUGGUCGCAUGACUGAUGCGGAGAGAGGAGACCUGUCUGAAAGUGCUGACUCACAACAACAGCUCAGACGAGAGCUGAUGACUUCCUCACUGUGUAUACGUGUUAUCAGCUCACUAUUGAGUCCUGCUGUGUGCCUCUGUCCUUGAUACAUUAUCUCCAGUGUUACAGGAAGAUUUAAUAAUACUCCUGACCUUUGUGUCGCUGUUUAAUGCAAGUUUAACCGAGUGCUCUUGACUUAAGGUCCAUUAAAUAAUAGUUAUUUAUUGGAUUGGACAGUUGAAGAGAGAUGGGAAACACAGGGUUAGGGGGAUCAUAGCAUCAGUGUAUAUAUGAGGUGAAUUCUAGGGCUGGGCGAUAAACCCAAAAUUUACAGAUACCAAAAUUUACAACAAUAACCGACAUCAUUUUGCCCAUAUCGGUAUAUUCAGUGUCAAAAAAAUGAUUAAUAAAAGUUGGUUUUGGAUGUGUGUAGGUAGGCGAUGGUCUCAUGUCCCUUUAAGUCGCUGUCCCACCCCAUCAUGUCCGUAACAAAGAGGGAAAAACAGGUGAAGAGAUGGAGGACGGUUCAAAAGUUGUAGCGGCUGGAGUGAUCGUCCAUUUCUUGUUAUUGAGGUGAACUGCGCAAUAUAUCGUGAUAUUUAUUUGAGGCCAUAUCACCCAGCCCUAGUGAAUCCUUAAAGUUGCAAUAGAAUAAUAAUAGAUUAAUCAAAAAAUAAAGAACAAAUAAUGAUAAUAAUAUUAAUAAAUAAUAAUAAAGUUGAAUUUCCCUUCAGGGAUAAGGUCUUAUUCUUAUUCUUCGUGGAUAAAGUAGCCUUAACAUUAAAUCUGCAAUAACAAUUUUUUUGGGUUAUUGAGUGAUCAUUUGUAGAAAAACAGCCCCAAAUUUUCCCUCUUUUAUGUAAAUAAGUUAAAUUUUAAUGAUUGUGAACAAAAAAAGACACUUAAGCAUGUUGUGUUUUGAUUUUAAGGAACAACAGCUAACAGUCCUGCUGAUUUCUAAUAUUUUUAAGAGUAAAAAUCUAAUUUACUAAGUAGGAAACUAACUGAAAUAUAUUUUUUUCAUAUUUGUAUUUAUUCUGCCUUCCUCAUUACAAUUACAUUACAAUAGAAAAAAGUACACUAUUUGGAUUUCUCAGAUUAUAUUGGGAGUCAUAUGUAAAAAUUACAGUACUUACAGCUCGUCGUUUGUUAGGAGUGAGAAUAAAAGGUUAAGUGUGGGUCUGUCUUUAUUUUGAGUGAAGGAGGCAUGAGCAGCAGUGACCACUGGGUGGAGCCUUCAUGUUAAUGGUUGUGACAGAAAAAUAGAGAGGGAGAGAGAGAGGAGAGCGAAAGGGAGGGUGAGGUAUCGAGUAAGGCUCCUUUUCCUAAAUGGACUGUGUCAGUGUGCUUUGAGCAUGCUGGCAGCUGAUUGCUGUACUGUACAGCUGAGGAAACCCGGCGGUGUCUCUCUCCCUCGGUCGGAGGAGCGCGUGGAGCAUGUGGACGUCCGGCUCAGCUGUGUUGAGACGUAAGAAGUGAUGAAGAGGAGAAACUAGGACUUUUUUUUUUUUUAAUUUCAAGAAGAAGUGAUAAGGUGGAGAAGAAACGGGAGGAAACUAAAAAGUUCAGAGGAUUUCUCAAACAGGUCGGUGCUUCAAUUGUUACUUAAAUUUGUAGUUUCUGAAUCGAUUGUGAUGUUAAGAAGUUUGUUUGUUCGUACUGUCAUCAGUGUCAAAGGUUAAAUCAGUGAAGUUAAACAUAAAUCAGGGAUGAAAACCGUAUACUCUGCUUUGAUUUAAUCUACUGGAGCUCUCCGGUUGAGUACUGAUGCAGCAGACCAGAGACCGGGGUGUGCAGCGCUGUCAGGUGUGUCAACAUCGUAUAUCUAAGCAAUUAAAGUGCAUCCAGAGGCAAAGGCUUUACGUCUGAGUUCUUUAUGCCCUGUGGCUGAAAUGAAGGUUUCAGGAAGCUGGGAUGAAUAAACGUCAAGCCUGGAUACCGGAGCACAGCCAAGGAUGCUUAAGCCAUCAGUCCCCCUGCCUGGGCCUUGUUGAGGAAUGUCCUGAGUGGAGGCCACAUGCAGACACAAAGGGAGAGCUGUGAUCGUCCCACUGCUCUUCCUACUGUCUCUGUGUUCCCCUGCCAUUCACCGUCCCACGCCUCCCCGGCCAAACACAGGGCUCCUUCAGUCUCCCUUCACCUCCUCCUACCCUCAGACCAGGUCCAGUCUGGAUGCUUUGUUGGACUUGUUUUAUAAAUGACUGGUGGUCCCGGAUCAGGAGGUCAGAAGUUCUCUCGGAAGGUGAAGACUGGCAUUCCUUCGCAGCCCCUGCUCUGCUUUUGUUACACGCUGUCUGGUUCAGGACGUACAUGUGUGUGUGUGUGUGUGUGUGUGUGUUUCAAAUAUAUAUGAUGGAGAGUCCCCUGGGGAUUUACCGUAGUAAUGAGAUUCAGUCUCAGAUCAGAGAUUAGUGGAUGAGACGUCCCCGUUUUAAAUCACCUUUUGUUGUUCAAGCAUCAAACAGCAGGAAAGAUCAGACAGCUUAGCGCCACUUUAAUAGACCUUGAUGUACUUCUGCGUGUGUUUUUGCCCAUCCCAGCUUUCCCCCCAAAAAUCGAUUGUUUACGUGCAUGUGUUGUGCGCCGCAUCUAUUAAACCUCAUUAUGAAGUAGACUGCUUCUUGUUACUGCUGCUGCUCUUAUUGGUUUAGGCUACGGGUCGAUUGAUUGUGGCCCUGCAGGGACCUGGAGGUUGCGUUCGAGCAAGUUUAAAGGGACGGGACAAAAGGCCGUACAGCAGAAACAACAGACUUGAGGAGCAGGGGGAGGGGACGAGGAGGAGGACAAGACUGAUGGCUGCAUUUUGAAGAUUAGAUUGGCUCAAAUCAGGAAACAUCGGGGGGUUUCAAAGAAAAUAUGAUCCUGGAGGAUGAUGAAGGGCAAUCAAGGGUAAUGGAGAGUGUGUGAUGACCAAACGGAUGAUGAAGAAGGAGAAGACGUGGACACAGAGCAGAUGAAAGACCUCAUGGAGGGAGCAAUUUCUGCAACUACUGUCAUUCAUUUGCCUUGAUCAGCGUGCGCACUUCAUCAAAAUGUAAUCACGCAGCGGCACAUGGCUGCAGGAAUGGAUGUGUAUCUGUUUGCAUAUUCCCGCAGUCAGCAGAUUGUAGGCAGCUUCACAGUGUAAUUAUAUUCAUUGAUGUCUUCAUCCUCCCCUGACAAGGACCAAGACUCCACCUUUUAUAGAAAAGCCAACAUAGAGCUUAUACUUGAAAAACAUCAGGAUAUACCCUGGAGUGGAUAAAUCCCUCAAUCCAGAUCCGUCUUUUGAAGUCUAUCUUUGUGAGAAUCUCCUGAACCUGUCCAGCUCUUCCCUCACUCAGGGUAGCCUGUAGGAAACUUAUUUAGUUGAUAUGAUAUUUUGAGUCCUCGUGCGCUGGGAAGACCUAACUAAAUUGGGUCACAUCUGCAGGGAGGAGGAGAAGGGGGGGGCACUAAUUUCCUUUUUUUUUCCAAGGAGACUUCGUCAGUGAUCUGGGUGGAAAUGAGACGUCUGCCUCCUCAGCCAGGAUGGCAAUCAGGUUGUGUAUUAGUGGGCUUCACCGCUGCGGGAGAGGGAGCUAUAAUUGGUGUCUCCCUUGAUGUAACCUCCCCGGUGCUCUCCGAUGACCCGGCUCUCUCUAAAAACUAGAAACUAGAUGCUUAAAGAAGCGAAAGAUGACAACAGCCAUGGUUACGGUGAAGUUCAGUGGGAUAAAAUGAAGCGUUUUGAUGAGUUUAAAAACAUAACAGGAUCUCCGUCAGAGUUUCCUGAAGAGGACAGUGAUGCAUCAGUUCAAGAGUACACGCCCCGGCUGUAGUUAAGGAGAAUGAAUUGAGCGUUUUGAGUCAUAAAUUUUGAUUAUAAAAGCACUCUCUCGUAAUGAGGGCAGGGCACAGCUUAGAUUAUACCGUCCUAUUUUGGCAGAAGGGUGCAGAGUCUGCUUUAACAAGAAUAUUAUUAUAAUCUGCUCUCAACCAGCUUGACCCUCGGGCUGUAAAGUCCAAGUCGACUUAUUUGUUGAUACAUGCAGAGUCAACCAAAAUUCUGAUUGGUCGAUUUGAUUUUUUUCCACGUCAGUUUACAGUCGACGCUUAAUUUCAUGAGGAGGAAUGUACCAAGUGCUAAUGUGGGUGUUUUCAGAGCACCCCCGUUUCACAGGUAACAGCCUGUCUCAGAAUCCCCCCCUUGUUUUCAUCAUUUUGGAUUCGCCCAACCCACUGAAGACCAGCUGGAAGCGAUAAUUUUUUUCGUGGUAUGGCGGGGGGAAGGUCCUGUCUCCUUCGCCUCUGAUUGGCUACAAGUGCUGGGCUCUGAUUGGUUAUUCCUUAUGGCUGUGAAACGUCAUUGUCUGUCAUGUUAGGGUAAGGAGAUUCAGAAUUGGAAAAUCCCGCCUCCUUUGCCUCUGAUUGGCUAGAAAAGUUGGAAACAUCAUCACAGGCUAAAUGUACAUCGAACAGAACAUUAUCUCCUAACCCUAACCCGAACCCUAACCCUAACCUGACAGAAGAUGACGUUUCACAGCCACAAGGAAUAACCAAUCUGAGCCCAGCACUUCUAGCCAAUCAGCGGCGAAGGAAGGCAGGACCUUCCCCUACCAUCCCAAGAAAAAAAAUAUCGCCGGCUAAAGACCGGUAGAUUGACGUUUAUCAACUUCUGGUGGUUUGCUGGAUAUAAUAUUUGUGUUUAAUUGCCUUCUUGUACUGAUAUCAGUAUAUUUUCACCCCGCUAAGCCAUGUAGUCCCCCGCCGCAGAAUGGUUUGCCCUCAGAGUCGGAAAAAUCCCCUCACAAUUAGCCGAUUUUUGGUCGCAAACUUCUAGGUUUUAGUCGGCGAAGAAUUUCUACUUGCCUCCUCAUUUUUCACUCCACAUUUUGCUGUUUAACCUCGUGUUCAUGAACACAAUCAGCUGUGUCAUGAACUUAUCUGUGCUACUGAGACUUCUGUCUUGGUCGCCAUGUUUGUUGUGUUGCAUCUGCAGUGACACAUCAUGCACUUGUCUGCUAACUCGGCCCUUCAGCUCAUCUUGCAGUCUCUCUGCUGCUGCCGUGACUGUCACACCCCCUCUGCCUCUUCACCUCCCCAGCUGUUUACUUGCAAACUGCAACCCCUGCUGCAUCAUGUUAAUGUCUCAGGACGUGCUCAGCAGAUCACAUCACAUUGCAUAGCUAUGGGACUGUCACACACGGGCACAUCAAAACUGCAGUAGGUUAAUAUGCCGUGCAGCUGAGCCUUUGCAGAAACUCGGUAAACUAAGCUUCUUGCUGAUAACGUUUCUUGCAGUGAUGUAAUAGAUUCAGUGUGAAUCAGCACGUGUUGAAACAAAAGCAAAUUGUUCAGAGCACAGCAGGGGGACAUGCUGUGUGGGUGUUUCUUCAUGUGCAUGCGAGUGUAUCUGACUGCACCCUCAUCCGCACGCUUCCAUGUCCACGUGCAUGAUUCCCUUAAAUAUCUCGAUAUCUAAGAAGCGUGACUCCCAGAAGGAAUGAAGAUGUGGGCGGCCCCCCUGUUUCUCUUUUAGCUUUUGGAAUCCACGAUAAGAUCGUCCCGGUCAGGUUGAGGGGCCCGCUGCUCCUGAGAGACCCCCUGAUGUCGAAUAUAGUUUCGGAUAUCUAAAGAAAGAUCCACCUUUACCUCUUUGUAAGGGUCUACUACUCCAUCGAAAACUGAAUUAGUCUUUUUUAAGAUGAUUAUCCUCUACUUAAUAAGGGGUAGACACUUUCCAUCACUCUUUCUUUACCUUAUUUGCUCUGUCUGUCUCUCAUAUUUUCCUCUUUCUGAUGACAGCCUCUUUUCUCCGGCCAAACACAGGGGUUUUGUUGAAUGACAGCCAAGCAGCGCUGCCAGACUGUAAGGAGACGAGCAGCUCUCAGCGUUUACUUAAGUGGAUGGUUUUCCCCCAUCAGCUUCUGUGUUCUGGGAAAUGACACCCACUCGGUGCCUAUCUCUGGUACAUAUAUGGGUGGGGUCUUUCCCUUCGCCGACGUGGUUCGGUCGCCUCGGGUGGAGCCGGGGUAGCAGUGGUGUGUAUACCUGAGCUGAGUGACGUCAGUUGAAGUGGCCUCUUUAAAUUGCAGGAUCUGGUUUUCAUCAUGCUGAUGAGUUGAGAUGCUGAUUUCCAAUAAGACUCUCUGUGUCCUUUUCAGAGUGAAAUUUCACUUCUUCACCUCUCUCCCUCUCUCUUGUCUUGUCAGUCUCUCACUUUCUCAGCCAGGAAUGCUGUGGGUUUUUUGUGUCGGGCCCUUGCAGUUCUUGUUUUUGUGGCGUGGCUGUUUCUGGCGUCCUCCUGCUGUCCGAGCUGAUAUCCUAUUUCAAGAGAGAGUAUAAUAAACUUGUCCUCCUUGUUGCCCUGUUUUGCUGUUGACUGAAACCUGCUCUGUGAUUUCUCUGAGGGACAUUUACUCAUCCUUUGGGGGUCAGUCAUAAAUACAAGAGGAACAUCACUUCUCCUGCCCGUCAGCUUUUAGCUGCAUCCUCUUAUGCAUCUCAGUCUGAAUCAAUAACAUACUUUUAUCCUUGAUGGAAACUGUCUUACCUAGAGACGCCCUCAUCCCUAUCUCAACCGUCAAAUUUGAGCCAAUCAAGAAGUUUACCUGGUGAUCAGGAAUCGGAAGUAGGAAGGAGGAUUAGGGCCACAAGGAUAGAAAAAAAGUAGCUACAAGAAGGAGAAUUUUUUAAUUUCCAUUUCGAGAUUAAAGUCGAAAUUAAAAAAAAAGUCGAAAGUUUUACUAUCCACGUUGACUUUAAUCUAGAAUUUUAACCUUUAAUUUCAAGAUUUUAAUUUUUUAAUCUUGAAAUUUUGACAUUAUUCAUGACAAUUUGUAAUCCUGAAACUUCAUCUUUAACGUCAAAAUUUUAAUUUUGAAUCUCGAAAUUUCAACUUUAUUGACAUAAUUUCGAUUUUUUUCUUCAUCUCGCAAUUUCAACUUUAUUCACAUUGACUUGAAUCUUGAAAUUUGGACUUCAUUCAUGUUGACUUUAAUCUCAAAAUUUCGACCUUAAUUACAAGAUUUUAUUAUAUUAAUCUAGGAAUUUCUAUAUUUUUCGUGACAAUUUGUAAUCCCGAAAUUUCAAUGUUAAUGUCGAAAUUUCUAAUUUUAAUCUCGAAAUUUUGACUUUAUUGACAUAAUUUUGAUCUUUUUAAUCUCGAAAUCUAAACUUUAAUCCCCUUCCUUUAAGUAUUCUUUCAUUUCUCUUCAUGUGGCCCUAAUCCUCUUUCAUAGAUUUGCCUCACUGUGAUAAUAACUGACUUAAAAAAUACUAACUGGCUGACCCUGGUUUCCAUGGAUACCCUGAAAUGCUGUAGGCUGUGACAUGAUGUGCGAAAGGUCAACCUGGAGUGGACUGCCCUUGCUCCCCCCUUAGCUGUUAGAAAACACGACAGGAGCACAGCAGGGCUUUGUUUCUGUAUCCCUCUUGUUUUAGGCUCCUAUUGUCUCUGUUGUACAUUAGCAGACAUUCCAGUCAAUGUCAUGGGUAUUGCCUCAAGACGGUUAUACCAACAUAGCCUCUGUUAUUAAGAGAGGUGGAGCAUGUAUUCUCUCUUCCUCUGUCUCUCUCUCUAGGAUGUCAUUUAUUAGGGAUUUGACAUUUUUAUUAUUUCUUCCUAAGCUGGAAAAUUUGCUUCAUGUUUUUUGUUUGUGCUUCUGGAGGCAAAAUAAACUCAUAGUUCUCCGCACGGUUGGCCUCGUCCUUGUUUUAUUGAUCGCUGUUCCAGAUUCUUGUCGAGCAUUUUUGAACCUUCAUUCCUCUGACCUUUUACUGCAGCUACUUCACAGAUUGUCACCUUUUAAACACGCACUGCCCUUCGGGAUUCUUUUGGAAACACGUGAGGACGCAUAUUUUGAAAUGUUAUAGACUUUGUAAUGUGCGUUUUUUUAACAAAUAAUUUACCCGAGUCUCUACAGAGAGGGAGUAGGUGUUGAUGAUGUGUGGGUUUUAAAUGCUGGGCGCCUCAAACUCUUUUUACAUCACAGAUAUUAAGACACAUGAUAUUAGGGCUGAGCGAUAAACCAAAAAUUUACCAAUACAACAAUAACCAACAUCAUUUUGCCCAUGUCAAUAUAUUUGGAUGUGUAGAGGUGGGCUACGGUCUCAUGUCCCUUUAAGACGCUGUCCUACAUCAGAGACUUGACUCCACCCCAUCCAGUCUGACCAAAGAGGGAAAGACAGGUGAGAAGAUGGAGGACGGUUCAAAAGUUGUAGCGGCUGAAAUAGACAAAGUUAAUGUAGGAGGGGGUGAGCAGCUUGUGGAGUAGUUAUCGUUCAUUUAUUGAUUUCGAGGUGAACCGCUCAAUAUAUUGUGAUAUUGAUUUGAGGCCGUAUCGCCCAGCCCUACAUGCUAUGCUAAAUUACCAAGACUGUGCAUUUCUUGGAGUUCAGACCUCCUCUGAUGCAUCUGUUCUUUGCAACAUGGGCAAAAAGGCAACUCUGGACAAUGUCUGGAAUGGCUAACCUAAAUCCUUUCACUUUGAACUUAGCUUAUCCCGGGAUCAUGCAGGACUAAAGGAGAAGCAGUGAUUUUAGCAAGACUGUGGACAGAAGUCACAAGUCAUUACUGUUUAGAAGGAGCGACGUGGAGCGGGUAAUUAACAACCUCAUGCUGAAGAUUCCUCUGUCCUCGGCUUACCCUGCUCCCUAACUAUUACCCUGUUAACCAUUCGCAAACAUCUGCCCAGCCUCGACCUCUUUAACCUUUGAACCCUGCCGCUGAGGUAAUGAGGUAGGGAGGGAGGGCCACUCAGGGAAUAGACGGUCGCACAGGAUGGGAGCAACUGUGACUUCUGCAGCUUAUCGGCUUAUCACACUGUCACUAUCCUGUAAUUGAUACUUGGUUCAAAUGCAGAUGCACAUUUCUAUUAGACAUCAAAUACUGGAACACCCUCCUGAUUCAUCUGUAUCUAGAUUUAAUUGAAGCUUAUGUUUAUUGUCCUCUUUUAAAACAAGUUAAACCUCAGUGAUAGGCUGAUUCUGCCAUGAGGAGAAAUUAAAGGUCCUCUCAGGGUAAAGCUUACGAGGAUGAAACAGGGAUUGUGCUUGGACUGCUGUUAGGAUUAGAGUGCUGAUACCAAAUGUGUCCCGUUUAUUCUGCUUGGCGCGCAGGUAGAGGCUGCACACACACACACACACACAACUCGUCCGUCAAUCAGUCCUGCACACAGACAAAGCUAAUUAUAACAGCCUUUUAGUGAGUGAUAGGAGGACUGAGUGACAGCAGCGCUCUGAGACCUGUCACGUUUCGGCUUCUUUCCGUGUUCAGUGCUGCUUGGCUUGACCUGAACCGUCUCAUUUAGGACCAACAGAUUUCCCUUUAAAUUAGAACCUCUUCAGAGUGCACCUCGCUGGUGUGUGUGGAUGUUUCCUCAGAGUUUGUCCACUCUGCCAGCGAGUGGCCUGUGGAGCGUACACCCCUUCGUUUGCUUUGUGUAUUCAGUGACCCUCUCUGAUAUGAAAGAAAACUUUAUUUCUGGACACAGAGAUGCCUUCAGGGACACGUAUGAACGUCCUGACCCUUCAUCUUCUCUCUCAUCUCUCUGCAGUGCCGGACGACCUCACCCCAGAGGAGCAGCAGGAGCUGGAGAAUAUCCGCCUGCGCAAGCAGGAGCUGCUUGAGGACAUUCAGGUAAUACAGAAAUAGAUUAAAGAGCUGCUGUUGUGUUAAUUACUAAAACAGGUCUGCAGUUCCAACUCUGUCGUGUUAAAAAGAGAGACAACAAAACACUAAUCCACUUGAAAUAAAAUUUAAAAACUGGUAAGGGUUUGGGUGAAGAAGCAUCUGAAUAGGGUGACCAAAAGAGGACACAACCAUGCGGGGGUGGAGCCACGGAGUCGCGCAUAGUUCAUUAUGAGUUUUUCGGGUCAGAUCGAGUAUUUUUUAUGUGCUUCUAACUCAGUAAGUCCACGUGACACAAACUCAAAACUUCUAAACAUAAUCCCGGACAUUUGAAAGAUUUUAUAAACUCCCUCAGACAAAGCCGGACAGCCCCAAGAAAAGAGGACAUGUCCGGGUAAAAGAGGACCUAUGGUCACCGUACAUAUGAAGCUAAAGUUUCUGGAUGUUUUCACAGACAUGUGUCUCAGUUUUUCCUCCCUGAGUUGAAACUGCAGCUCUCUGCUUUUAGAUUAAACAUUCACCUUCUUCUUUCCAGUUUCCCUCGUCCAAGAAGUCCUCUAAACGAUGUGACCCUGAGUGGAAUUUCAGGCAUUCCAGCUAAAUACUCACUUCCUCAACAAACAACUUGAGUUUACUGUUUAGCUGUGGUGUGGAUCCGAACUUUAUUCAUGGGUAAAAUAAAUGUUUAAAUAGGCCAUGAGUUCAGAAAUACGACGAGCAUACCGAUUUAGUGGGAUUAUGCUCUUAAUGUGCUAGGAAUGUGCUCAUGAAGCUUAUGAGAAAUAUCCCAUAUGUACUCUCUGCUUUCCAGCGAGAGCCAGGAAUCAAAUCAGCUUGGCCGUAUUUCCCUGAAGUGGUUUGUUUGAAUCCUGUCCACAGCCCAUGAACGUUUUUUCACUUUAACUCUUUAAACUCUGUGCAGGACAUAUCUCAGGUCAGGUGCCUCUAAACAGGCAGAAAGUAAGACUAAAGUUGUAAUUCAUACUUAAGUAGGAACUUCCUACAUCCUAAAUCAGGAGUUUUGUUAAAACCAGGCUAUGUUUUAGGCCAGACAUAGCUGGUGCCAUCCAGUUGAGGUUAUUAAGCUCUUGCUGCACAGGUCAGCUUUGUCACUGUAUAACCAGCCCUGUAAGCAAAUGACACACAGGAGUGAAGGACUGCUGUGUGCUUGCGAGAAAGCUGGCCUCAGGACAAAUAUCGGAGGCGUGAUCUGACACCUUUGCUUUUAUGAGCCUGGGCCACCAUCACGGCCCCUCCCCCACCUCUCUCUCUCCCUCUCUCUUCUCCUCCUCUGUAGUCUCCUGACCCUUCUUCUUCUUCUUCUUCUCAACUCCCACACCCUCCUCUGCCGGUCCUGCGUGUCGCGGGCCCCCUCACCGCAACCACCCGCUUUCCUGUAUGAGCGCAGGCUUUGUUUGCGGGGGCAAGCAUCCGAGGAAUGUGUUGUGAUUGCGCAGGCCUUGAAAACACAGAUGUUCCCUUUGUGGCUUUGGCCCGUCGUGAGUUGGUAUUAUCCAUGUGAAAUGACACCCUGACGCUGCAGCUGGAUGUGAAUGAAGGGUAUCUGUGAUUGUUACCUUCACUUUUAACCAUCGCAGUCCCUCAUCGUGAAGACCUUCUGUCUGCGUACAACCCGUCACUUACUCAAGAGUCAAUUCUUCCACACUUUCAUCGAGCUGACAUCACCCACUCCAUCCUCCGCUCUCGGCAGUGCCCCAACUGCGCCAGUCUGGCACCAGCGCGCCCGGCUCGAUCAUCUAAAUCUGCCUCUAAGGCCAUUAAUCACUAUAAAGCCACUCAAAAUAUAAUCCACUUUUACGCUUUCUUAUUCCAUUGGUAUUGAGGUUAUCCCUGAAUGUCCUCCUCCUAAUCAAAUUCAGCGUGAGUGGAUUGUAGAGGAGAGCGCACACAUGCAAACAACAUUCGCGGAUGUGAGAUGCAGAUGGUUAUAUUGAUCAGUUUUUAAGAUAAGAGAUCUGAGAGCUGGGUGCGUCGCGGUGAUGGUGAUGUGGGAAGUUUCAUCUCAUCAGCAGUUAUGAAAGUGUCUCUGCUCUUUUUGUGGGGUUGAUGACGGCUCUGAUGUGAGUGUUUGCCGUACGUGACAAAAGGCCAUCUGGCUCACAGGCAAACAGAGGAGAUUCAGAGACGACAGCCUCUCCCUCAGCUCUGUUUAAUGAAGCCACUGUGGGUUUUUUUUUCAUAGAGGUAAUUUGCAACUUGUUUGGGUAGGUCACACCCUUCUGCACCUCUCUGGGUGUCAGGGAAAUUCGUCGGCCUAUGACGAACUCAUUCUCCCAUCACGCCCGUGACGUUUAAACCCCACUGUUUCUGUCUUUUCCGCAGCGGCUGAAGGAUGAGAUAGCAGAAGUGACGAGUGAGAUCGAGAACCUGGGUUCCACUGAGGAGAGGUAAGAGACACCAAAUCAGCCUCCUACUUUCCCUAAAUUUGCCUGCUGUUUGCCUUCUAUUAACUUAGCAAAUGAAGCCGUCAAUUAUUCAUGUGCGACGGCUGAUUCAGACCAGCCCAUCACCGAAAAAAUGCUCCCCAAAUUGGGUCUGCUUUUAAGGCGGUUUAAAUGUUUCAUCAGGCCCACCCCCCAUGAUGGGAGGCCUCAUUGAAUAAUGCAGUGGGUGUACGUUCAGAAGCAGACAAUGGAUGGUCCCAGAGGACGAGUGCUUGGGUUUGGUCUACUCAAGUGGAUAGGGAUCCCAUCAGCUACCAAAUAAUCCUGAAGCACUUCCUCCUGGAUCUCAAACCCAUUAGGGGGUCGGGGCACCUUCUCGUGAUCAUGGAGGGGAGUAGUUGAUAGCGUGUGUUGUCGGCCCCUUGGAGAGUUGAGUGUUGGACUCUGGCAGACAAAAGCUGAAGGAAUGCUGGUGUGAGUAAAACCAGUGGGAAGAAGCGGCGACCUCUCACCGGCUGGGGAUGGAGAUGUAACCAUGGCGAUGGCGGACACUUGGAUUGCACUUUGGCCCCUGAAUAACUCAAGGCCUGAGAAAUGAAGUGUUCCCAUCUGCAUGAUGUUGAACUCUUAAUCACAAUUUGUCAUGGUUGUAGAGGAGGAGGAGGAGGAGGAGGAGGAGGAGGAAGGCCAGCCUCGGCCAAAAAUUGGAAAUGUUAAUUGAAAAGUUACAUUCAGAAAAUGAAGUGAAUACAUUUGUUAAAAUGCUUGGAAGUCAGAAGUCUGAGCUGGGAAUGACGUCGCACCCGGGUUACCAGCGUUUCAGAUAUCAUGUCAAAAAAAAGCAAAAUCGCAGGCGGAAACAAGAUGGCUACAUCUACAUCCUUGUCCUUGCUCAUAUUUGGACAAGGCGAGCGCUAAAAUAACUUUCGUAGAUUUCCUCUGAAUUGGUAACUGAAACGCUGGUAACUCGGGUGUGACGUCAUUCCCAGCUCGGACUUCUGACUUUCGAGCUAACUCAAAUACAGCAUAAUAGCCUGAUCCGGGAUUUCCACCGCAUUCAGGACAGAGGCGAUUUCAGCCAUACGCCAGUUCCUACCAGAUCUGUUUGUGAGGCAAAUUUAGUGGCUAAGUACGGACAGCAGGAAUCCCGAGAUUCACGUGGAAUCGCGUGAUAGCAAGUUGUCUUUAGCCACAUAGGAUUGUGUCCACACAGUAGAUUGUGUCCUUCCAGAGGAGGAAAUCUACUUCUAGACUUCUAGAAUCAGAAUCUCCUCAUCUAUGGUGUCAUCGGGGUGAAAUGCUUCAGUUGUUCAUCCCCGCCGUUUGCAUGGUGUGAAAUACGAAUCGCCUGAAACAUGGAGAGUUUUAUUUUGAAAGAAAGACAGAUGUUUUAUUUUGUGUAUGUGCCGGACUUCUUUUCCAGUACAGAAUAAUCUGUGCUAAAUUUAUCCAUUAUGCUCCGGCAGAAAUGGACUUCUUCCGAUCCCCAGCAGAAGGGAAGUAGACGAUUAAAAUUGACACAUUAACUUGAAUAGUUACAAUCAGCUACGAUCGGCGGAUACGGCCUUCUUGUAGUCGUUCGGAUGUGUUGGAAAUUGGGGGUGAAGAAGGGAAGGCAGGUCACAUGAUCAAUAUCCAACUAUGACCUACAUUUUGGUGUUCCAGGAAAAACAUGCAGAGGAAUAAACAGGUGGCCAUGGGCCGAAAGAAAUUCAACAUGGACCCCAAAAAGGUAAGACGAACUGAUAGUUUUGAUUCCUCAGAAAUAUGAUUUGUCCGGCACACUCUCUAAGGCGGGUUUUAACCGGGGGUGUUGUUGUUUCUCAGGGGAUCCAGUUCCUGAUCAUGAACGACUUGCUGAAGAACACCAGUGAUGACAUUGCUCAGUUCCUCUACAAGGGUGAGGGCCUCAACAAAACAGCCAUCGGAGAUUACCUCGGAGAGAGGUCAGUUCACAGACCGGCUUAUUGGUUUUUCCCUCUAUCUAACCACGUUUGUAUUAUCUCCCACCAGCACCCAUUCUUGUGGUUGAUAAAAGCAUCGAAGAAGAGUGUGUGUGCAUUUUUUCCGUAUUGCUCGGUUUCCUCUCGGUCAGGCACACACCCAUCCUUUUCCCAAGCACACUUUAUUGGUCCCAGCCCUCUCAAGACGAUGUCCGUUACUCAACAGCUUCCAUCUGUUUUUGAUUAUCUUACUCAUUCAUGACUAACGCCGUCGGGAUUCUCACAAUUCAGGAAUGUUUUGGAGAUUUAACAUCGAGAACUUUGACCAUCCGUGUGAGAGUCACCGCCGCUUACAGGAAGUAUUAAUGGACCUGAUGCAUGCUUGUAGUCACUGUUGAGGGACUGAAGGGCAGACAGUGUUACAGUCAGGGUGUGGUCUGUGAGGUCAAACCAGGAAAUGGAGCUCAGGCUGUUGAUAGAUGCUUUCAGUUUGAUUGUUAUUAUCUCUCCAAGUGUUUCUGAUUCGGAAAGGAGGGGCCGAAGCGGCGCUGGGGUUCCGAGAUCCGAUUGGUCGUUUGUCUACUGGGAAUGACAGUGACUAGAUAUGACUCAGUCAAUGAGAGUUCCUUAGAGCUGUCCCAUAAUCCCAUGGGGCAGAUCAUUCACUCUGAAGGUCAGGACGGUCGGGAAUGAUGUCAUGAUCAAGAUCGGAUGAUAGGUGAAAGGGGGAAGGGGGACGACAAUGGACCUAACCCUAAGACAAUGACAGCAAGAUGACAGGCUGGGUUAAAGGAGCGUAACAGCUGAAUAUUUAUAUAUGAGCUGCUGCUGCUGCUGGUAUAACUCAGAGGAAUCUCAGAGGAAAGACAUCUGCAUUAUUGUGUGAUAUUAGCUAAAAGUCAGAUCUUGAUAUUUUGGAGUAUUUUGUAGAUAAAGACAAUCUUGCUCUCUUUAAAAAAGUGUAAAAAAGCAAAUGCAGAAAUGUGUUUGUCUACAUCAGUCUUCUACAAGUACUGUCCUUUCAAUAAAAUAUAAUUUUGUUAAUAUUGUGAAUAAAAACAACUCAAACAGGUCCUUUCUAACAACUUCUAACUGAGCCAUAAAUGUCACUAGAGCAAGUGUUGAGAUCUGAGUGUGGUUUGGUUUUUCAACACCUCUGAUCUGCCGUGGUUGUCUGAAGCUUGUCAUAUUGUAAAUAUUGUGUGCAGUUGUUAUUUAACGGAUGUUGAAACAAGCUAGUUGUCAGCAGCAACUUUCUGGCGUCUUAUGAGCAACAUCCGUCUUUUCAGAGCUUAACCAUUUUAAAGCAAGUGAGAGGGAACCAGGUUCAGUAAUUAAAGCAAACAACAACGACAGUGCAGAGGCUGCUGUGUGUGUUUGUUAGCUUGUUGUAAUAGCUGAACGUUGUGUGCUCUUAAUAUGUGCAUACACAGUUGUCUGUCCAAGCAGGCUUUAUGAUAUCUGGUGAAUAUAUUCCACAAACUACUAAUCUGCAAAUGUGUUGCAUUAUGAGAAAUAUAAAAAGCAUUGAAUAAAAAUGAUGUAUCUUGUAUCUGAAACUGUCCUUAUGUCUAUAAUGAGUCUGACAGUGUUAUUUCAUCAUAAUGCAACAGUUGUUUAUCACUCUUUCAAACCAACAUAACCUGGUUCAGCUUCUGAUUGCAAAUAUUUGCUUAUUUUAUUUCCUUUAUAGGUUUAAAGUCAACAUUUGUUAGACCAUGAGUUGGUUGAAACUAAAAAUUUAAUUAGGUCAGUUUAUCUUUAAGAAAAGCAAAUAUUUGCAGACGUUUGGAAAAUUAAACUAUCAGCUGAUAAACUGAGAGAAUGGAUUAGUGUGAUAUAUAACCCUUAUGUUGUUGUGUGUCUUUUUCAGCCUUUGUUUUCUGACUACUAACCAGUAAAACUUUCCCAUGUUCUGUUUCCUGUAGAGAUGAUUUCAACAUCCAAGUCCUCCAUGCCUUCGUGGAGCUACAUGAGUUUACAGAUCUCAACCUGGUACAAGCUCUAAGGUGAGGAAGUAUCUCCUCUCCGCAGUCAAAUGUUUAAGAGUCAGCUGUCAGUUUGACUUUGCUUAUUUAUAUUGAAAGUCUCGGUCUGUUUCUGAUUACUGAGCUGUGUCCCCCCCACCACCACCAACACCACAGGCAGUUCCUGUGGAGUUUUCGGUUACCAGGAGAAGCUCAGAAAAUCGACAGAAUGAUGGAGGCCUUCGCUCAGCGGUACUGCACGUGCAACCCUGGAGUUUUCCAAUCCACAGGUAGAACCAACAUCUCUGUCUUUGGGAAUCAUCAUAGAAACUCACAGAGGUGUAAAACAAAAUAAAAGAUAUGUAUUUUUGUCUUUAAUACUUAGUCAUGUAACAGAUGGACAAACUGUAGUUAUAGUCAGCCUCCUGAUUUGCGACCCUCUAAAGUUGCACUGAUGGCUCAUAGCAUCCAUUUAAUAUCUGAACUGCUUUAUUUAGUAGACACAAGGUCUGCUGAGGAGAUUAGUGUCUGGCUUUUGGGAAAUUAUGCCCACAGCAGACAGACGACUACCGUUAACAUGGAUGCAGAUGGAUGUGAAUUAUGCAUGCGCAGCCUAACAGACCAGAUAGAGUGCUGCUGCGUCAGCCGCGUACGAGAAGAGUUGUCUUUUAGAAAAUACACACACACAUACGCACACUUAGCUGCCCAUGCUCGGCCUUUCUCCCCUACCCACUCCCCGCUAACGUAGCUUCGCCUAUCUGCUCCUUUCUGCUCGGCCGUGGUUCCCUUAAGUGCAAGCCUUUCAGCUCAGCUCAUUUACAUUCAUAUUUAAACACCACAUUAAACGCCGGCGAACAGCAACCUUUUGUUGUCUCACUCUUGAUUUGUGUGUGUGUGUUUGUGUGUGUGUGUGUGUUUCAGACACUUGUUACAUCUUGUCAUUCGCCAUCAUCAUGCUGAACACAAGCCUCCACAACCCGAACGUGAAGGACAAGCCCACUGUGGAGCGGUUCAUCUCCAUGAACAGAGGAAUCAAUGACGGAGGAGACUUACCUGAAGACCUGCUCAGGGUUAGUUUGGCUUUUUUUUUGUCGCCGCCUUUAUAUCCUACCUCUAGUUUACUAAUUUUUAAACCUGCUCUGUGUUCACGUGUAGAAUCUGUACGAGAGCAUCAAGAACGAGCCGUUCAAAAUCCCAGAGGACGACGGCAACGACCUCACACACACUUUCUUCAACCCAGACAGAGAGGGCUGGCUGCUGAAACUGGGUGCGUGCAUCUGGAGACACAUGUACUGUACAUACUAUAACUUUGUGUUGAUUGUCUGAACUCUGAAAAUCAACGUCCAAGAAGUGAUAACGGGUGUCUCCCCCGGGGUCAAUAACCUGUGAGUGUGUGUGAGAGUGCUUAAAGGUGUGGAGAAGUGUGUGUACACACUCGACCCCGGGAUAUCUGAAGACAUCUCUGUCUGCUUUUAUGUAUUAUGAAUGAGGCCAAGAGAUCAGACCAUCACAUGUGGAGGCCUUUGAAUUAUUAAAGUCAGUUCAUAUUCAUACACUCGCACGGACAAACACAGACAUAUGAACACACGCACCAACAUACUUCACAUGUACAGAAAGUAUGAAUAAUUUUACCUGGAUGGCAUUUUUCUCUCUCACCUCUCAAAUAUGACUGAAGAUGUCGAUACCUCUUGACAUUUUAAAGAUUUCCAGCAGCACUCACAUGAAUUUUUUAAGAAAUCAAGGCUUUUGUGUUCCUGAUGUAUAACCUGAAUUCCACAAAAGUGUAAAAUGUUGGUAAAAACAUGUUUUUAAGUUUUGAAAGUCAUCCGGACCAUAGAUUUAAUUAAAACUUCAAAUUGGAUGCCAGCAACACAUUUCAAAAGAGCUAAAAAAGAAGAAUUUGAGAUGCCAAAAGGUUAAAUUAUCCACAGGACUCAUUUUAUUAAAAAAAAAAACAUUCAGAGGACCUUGAGAAAAUGGGACAAAGCUGAUAACUGAUACUUCAGGCAGCACUACACUAAAAUCAGACAUGGCUCUGUAGUGGAACUCACCGUAUGGGCUCAAAAUCACAUACAAAAACCACUUUCUCUAAACAGUGUAGUGAGAUAUGAAGGAUAAAAUGAGGAAUCUGUCCUCUCCUCACAGGUUGAGUCUGUUUUGAGAAGGACUGAAGCGAGACGGAAAACUUCCCUGUGGUCUAAAAAAAUCAAAAUUUUAUAGUUGUCACAAUCUGUAAUGGUUUGAGGACAUACUUGACAUUUUAUUGCACAAAAAUAUAAUUAUUAUUAUAAUAAGAAUAUUCUCUCAAAGGGAAAAAAUUAUUGUUUCAACAUUUCUUUUGUCUUUGUUUUUACCAACAUUUUACACACACUCUCUCAACGCUCACAGAAGUGGACUUUUAUUCUUCGUCAUGUUUUUGUGACAUUUAAGGGUCACUUAAUCGUGACCUGUUGGUAAUUCAUGUGCUCAGACAGCGCCACAUUAAGCACACGUGAGAAAAAGAAAAGUAAUUUUCUCUUUGGACCCCUGAACUCUUUACCCUCUGUUUUUCUCUGAGACCUUUUCUCUGUUGUACAGAUUCACAAUGAAAUCGUCCCAAAAAAGCAUGAACACUGUAACUGAAAGCCUUUCCUCCAAUCACUGUGAAUCUUUACAACGAAACACACUGAGGUAGUGAGAUUUACUCAGUCUCCAAUGACUUCAAAUUGGAGAACUUGAGUAAAAAACAAAAACAAAAUCAGGGUGGAAGGUAAUUUAAUCGAUGAACCAGAAGUGGAGGUGGUUUUUAAUGCAGUACUUUACAGUCGAUGUGACACUGUCUAGGACUCCCCCUUGUGGACUGAGGCGCACACAGCAGGCGUGUAAAACCUGCCGAUCCUCAUCACAAACGAAGUCCUUUAUGGUGAUCCAGAACAAAGCUGUAAAGCAGUGCAUCAAAGCCUCCCUGAAAGCAGAUGAAGGACUGUGGUGAAAUGAUUCCUUAUCAUUUAAUUUGAUUUUUUUUGUUGUUUUCUUUUCCUCUUCGUUUGUUUGUUUGUUCCCAUGAUUUUGGCUGUUGUCUUUCCUCAGGAGGUAUGUACACCUGUUCCUCUCCAAAUGCUAGUCCAUCUCUCAGCUCUCAGGUGCUUUUUUGGUGGUCCGCCAUGCUUUCGUUCUUCUCUUCAUAUUUUAAAAGGGUUUUUCUUUGUUUUGUUUUAUUUGGUCUGUGGUUUUUAUUUUUUUGUCGUUGUUGUAUUUUUAUCUCUUGUCUCUCCAUCGACUCAUUUGAGCUUCAGAUGUUUGUCUGUUCAGUCUGUCGUGGAGAUGGUGGUUUUUUUUUUUCCACACUCUUUUAUCUCUGUGGGUGGUUGUCGAGCAGUUGCCACCCCUGUGGUCUCGGCUCGGGGAGCUGAUGCUUUGUGACCACUCCGCCGGGCAGUUUGACCCUCUUCUCUCUCCGUAUGCGGUGGUGGUCACUCUCUUUGAUCUCUGAUUAUUUUGGAAGCUGCAUUAUCCCUUUUAUUCCAUACGGCGAGCAGAACAAAAGGACCUUUGCUUCAUCUCUCCAAAUUGAUCCUAAACCCAGUUACCCAUUGGCUGAUGGAUGUUUGCUCUCUGGUUUCAUGGAAAAGGAAUAAUGCACCUUUUCAACAACGUGGCUCUGCUCUUUUUAUCUCGCUGUAAAUGGAUCUGAAGGGCGGUUGUGGCCAGGUGUGGCGCUGAGCCGGACUGGACCCAACUGUGGGAGAAAGGCGUCGGCAGAGGAGAGUGCAAAAAAAAUUUUUAAAAAGGAGUUAAAAGAUGAAAAGAAAUUAUAAAACUUUUAAUAACUGGAUACGAUUUACGUGAAAAACCUCUCCUCGCCCAGCCUCCCACAGUCCCGUCUUGCAUGGGUCCCUCCCUCCACUCAGCUCCACUCCGGCUCGAGCACCGCCCACACACACACGCCUCUGCAACAAUCCACUGGGACAACCUGCCUCGUCCCAGACAUUCUUGCACAGGAAGAGGUCAACUCUCUCUCUCUCUACUCUUGGAGAAACAGGAACUGACUCGGGCCACUAAACUCUAAAUCUCCAACCAACCCAAUCAGCUGUCAGGCCAGCCGUCAGCCGUGUGAUUCUGCCACCGCGUCUGUGUUUUUUUCUGUUUGUCUGCUUUUUUGUCGCAACGCACACCGACGAGCGGAGAUGUGGAGAGGGUCUCUCUCCGUCUCUGCCUGUCGAGUGAUGGGGGGGUUUUGAUGGCGUCUGUCGAUUACAACAAGCAAAGAGUGAAGUGUUUGACCUAUCAUGACGUCUGUGAAAUGAUGGGAUAUCAUAUACAGCGCUGAUGCUGCUAUAUGAUAAAUCAAAGUGUGCUCUAUGUGUCCGUAUCCUCGAAUCCUCCUCUAUCCUGGUAGAUGGGUUUCAACAUGCAGCUUUUUACUAACAUUGGCGGUGGUGGGUUAGCCGGUCUAGACACAGCUUAGCUCACUCCCUGGACAAUCCUCCGAAAUGACCGAGAAGUUACUAAACAAAGCCGAAACAGGAAAUUCACGUCUGAGAUGCCUGUAGAGGAGCUGAGCAUAGCUUUAGGCUUCCUGCUCCUCUGUUUAUUGGCAUCCUAUCCCCCUCCUCAAAGUGAGGCUGCCAUCUGCUGCUGUCAUCAGAUUUCCUCUCUCAGGAAGUAUGGAUGACAGAGGAGGUGAGAGGUCAGCUACAAAUCAGCGAGUGUUAACCAGUUAGUCUCAACUGGGUGUGAAAGUGAGUUUAAUCCUCAGCCACCCUUCCCUCUCCACCUCAAGCCCUCUUGUCCUGAUUGGAGCUCUUUGUUUCAGCGUUUAUAUCCGCCCUCUAGUGACUUCAUUAAAUUCAAAGAUCUGUAUCCUGUCUAUAUCGAUCCCGGCCUUCCUGACUUAUCACUCUGAGUCAGCGAUUAAGGAGAGUUUCCAGACAUUUUAAUGAGACUUGCAGCUUUAUCCUUCAGCAUCUUUACAUUUACUGUAAUUAACAAAAACCCUUUUAUUGACACUUAUAAGUGGAGGAGGAAUUUAGGGUUUUACUCCACCGAGGGUUUGCAGCUGCGGUGAUGGUGAGCGCAUGGUUUGAUGGUGGAUCAGGGUGAAUAUGGUCAUGAUCUGGAUAACAGGAGUCCUCUGGAGCCGUCAUCUGUCUGUCUGCCCGUACAUCUGUCUGCCUGUCUGCUGCUCGACCCGACGCUUCGGUUCUCAUUUCUCUCCUUGGCUUUUCUCGGCGAGCGUUUUUGACACUGACUGUUUGCUCCGCAGGGGGACGAGUCAAAACCUGGAAGAGGAGGUGGUUCAUCCUCACAGACAACUGUCUGUACUACUUUGAGUACACCACAGUGAGUACUGCUCAGUUUAGUCGGUCACAGGUCAGAAGGCGCUCUCUCUCCGCUCCUGUUAUUUAUGUUUCUUUAUUUUCCCACAGGACAAAGAACCGAGAGGGAUCAUCCCACUGGAGAACCUGAGCAUCAAAGAGGUGGAGGAUAAGAAACCUGUGAGUACGACUCCCUCUGCUGGUGCAAACGGGGACUACAUGUUGUCUAACUAGGAUUUUGGACUCACUUUUUUUAAUACAUUACAUAAAGAAAUGCAUAUCCACAACCACUUUUACAGAUGGCUGCACUUACAGUUUCAGAGUUUCUUGUCUUCAUCUUAGAAAUUUUCAACUUUUAAGCUCUCUGUGUGUGUUUCUUCUUCAGAACUGCUUCGAGCUCUUCAUCCCCGACAACAAGGACCAGGUGAUUAAAGCGUGUAAGACGGAGGCUGACGGACGCGUCGUUGAAGGCAACCACACUUUUUACCGAAUCUCAGCACCGACUGCUGAGGAAAAAGAUGAAUGGAUGAACAGCAUCAGGUACUUUCCUAAAAUCCUAAUACGCAACGUAUUGUGUUUUAUUUUCCAAGUAAGCCCAGUAUUAUUAUCGCGGUUUUGGGGCGAUCAUGCUCUGUUUUUUAAGGUACGACUUAGAGCUCAUUUUAAAGCCUGUAAUUGGUGAAAUACAGUAGGCAUCAUUACGAGUUUACUACAUAUUGAGUCGAGGUAAGUAUCACUGGAUUUGAUGAGCAUUAAAGCUCCUGUAAGUAACUUUUAGUAGGUUAUGAAGCAGAAUAAAAUUCACAGCGAGUGUGUGAGAGGAAUAUUUAGUGGAAAACACUGCUUGACAUGUGUGAAGGGCAAAAUCAGUAAGAUGUAUCACUUUGCCUCCAGGGGGCACCAAAGUCAAGUCCCUCAAUUGAACUUUUUUUUCAUGUCCGCAUAGAUGUUCCUGAUUUAGAUGUCAUUACAGUGUCUUCUUAAAGCUUCUGUGAGGAGUUAUAAAAAACCACUAAAAUUUAAAUGAGUGCCUCUUUAUUUCACUUUUAUUACUCAUGGAUCAAACAUCAGUAUCUGCGCAUUUAAAGUGUUGGAGUAACUGAAAGGGAAAGUUCCUCAGUGGAGCUUUAAAUAAGAAAUCGAAUGUAAAUGCUCCAGUUUCACUCUUUAGAUUAAUAACUAGAGAGAAGAGCUCUACUUACAUGUACCAUUACAAGAGUGUACGAGUGGUUGAAUUAUCGCUCUUACACCAUUAUGCUCCUCAGCUGUCGAUGACGUGAACGUGAUGCUUUGAUCAUGAGUAGCAGGCCCUCUCUGCAGCUGUGAACGCACUCAAGACUGAGAACCAAGCACUCGCAUCACAUCAAGAGGUGGUCACAUACAGUUACAUCCUUUCAUCAGCGUCUGAAUGUGUUCUGGUCCGCGCUAAAGGACCGCCGAGUCUCUGUAACCAGGGCGACGGUGACGCUGAUUGACACCCUGCUUACCUGUAAUUCAAGAGGGACAUUCUGUAACAUAAUUAUCAUUACAGUGCCUUUGUUAUGACUUGUGAAUCAUCCAUUUCAAGCUUAUGUGAGAGUGGAGUUAACGCAUGGCCGGAGAGUGCGUCACAUGAGUUAAAGUUGGUGUCAGUGGCACCAACUCCUCGUCGAUCUACAAGACAGAACCACUCAUUCAUGGCCAAAAUUAAAACCACCCAGAACUUUGAUGUUUGCACUCGAAAUGAGACGCUAUAGUGACUGUUUUCAGUUGACAUUUCAGUUUGGUUUUCUACAUUUACUUAUUAGUUAUCUGCUUCAGUUGUCAUCGUAUCUGUCUCCAAAAGAGGGAUUUUAUUUUGGCCUGUGCUGCUGUUUGUCAUUUUAAAGCAGCCAGAGACUUUUAAAGCAAUUAUAUUUUUUAAUUGCUGAAAUAAAAAUGUGACAUUGAAGGCUGUUUAGUGAAUAAGUAUGAUUGAAUUGGUGCAAAGUCAUCAUGAAGGUUCUCAUUUUUUCUACUGUUACUGGUGGAAUUAAUGUCAACAAAAAUUUAGGUUAGCAACAGAAAUUAAUUUGUGAAAAAUGUGAUUGUAAGGGCGCAAGAGUUCAUAUCUGGUGCAUCUGUACAAAGCAGCAGGGAUGUCAAAAAUGGCUCCAAAAUGACGUUUGAAUAUUCGUUCUUAAAAUAACACAAAGGUUCAAACAUACUCUAAUAUCUAGCUUACACAGCUUGCAUAUAACUUAAUCUCGCUCAGCAUUUUUCCGUCUACCAUGUCUGUCCAAAAUCCGAAGAAUUUCCAAACGAAGCCUCUAAAGUUCGUCGGAGUCCAGACCACUCUCUCCACGUUUGGCUCCGAAAAUCCCGCCAUCUCUCUCUGCAUGUGCCAUAGAUGGUUCUUGUCGAGUCUCUCUGCAUGUGCAACUCCUGUGACCUUUCCUGACCCGUCGUUCCAAUGCGCUCACCCGUAAAGCAGCUGCUGUUUUUCAUUUUAUUACCACUCUGAUUUUUCACGCUCUUUAUUUAAUAUUUGAUUAUUAAUGCUGUGUUCGAGUUAACUCAGGAGUCAGAUGUCCGAGCGGGGAAUGACGUUACACCUGAGUCACCAGCGUUUCAGUUACCAAGUUGGAAAACAGCAAAAUCGGAGGCGUAAACAAAGUUAUAUCAGCGCUUGCCUCGUCCUUGCUUGUAUUUGGACAAGGCAAGGGCCAAAGUAACUUUUGUAGAUGUAGCCAUCUUGUUUCCGCCUCCGAUUUUGCUUUUUUCCGACUUAGGCUGGUAACUCGCUUGUGACGUCAUUCCCAAUUUUGAUUUCUGACUUCCAUGGUAACUCCAACGCAGCAUAAUUUUCACAUUCGAAUGUCGUUUUUUUAAAUAUUCGAAUAUAUAUUUGAAUUUGGAAUAUUAGUUGACAACCCUACAAAGCAGCAGCUGUAAACAAGCAAGAACACGAAACUGAAGAGCUGCAAAGAGACGUAUGAUAAUGUUGAACCUCGAGAACCUCAUAUGGGACAUAGUCCAUGCUCACUUUCUCCACUGUAAUCCAAAGUGAAACCAGCACCGCUCAUGUUUUCCUCUUCGUCUGAUCACAGAGCGGCCAUCAGCAGGGAUCCUUUCUACGAGAUGCUGGCAGCCAGGAAGAAGAGGGUGUCAUCCAUGAAGAGGCACUAAAGCUGCUCAACACUCCAGACGUUGCACUUGACAAGAGCAAGGGGGGGGGGUCCGGCUCUCUGCCUGCCCUGUCUGGGCCGGAGCAGAGGCCGCGGUCGGGGUCUGCCUCCGACCUCUCCAGGGGAUCUCUCUAGGAUACAAAUUAGACCUGGCUUUUGGACUGUACAGGCCAGAAAAAAACAGGAAGCAUGCUGUGGUUUCUAGAUAAGAGUCAGGGUCAAAACCUCCUCUAACCUCCUGUCUGAAUGUGUCUCUUUCUCUCUCAGCUUUGUGUGUGUGUGCUCUCUCUCUUUACGAGGUUGAAAAGGAAUCUUGCCGUGUAACUCGGCAAAAUCCCCUUCGAGAAGGCUUUAAAUAAACACACAAACACAACGUGCAUACACUCAUGCGAGUCCCCCCGUAGCACACAUCGUUAAAACUCAGCAGGUCUGACCGAGUGUGGAACUCCAACCAAAAUAUUCCUCGCUUUUAGAACGAAAAGCAAAGACUUUUUCUGACUCGCUUCAGUAUGUUAGGCAAGUACGUGUCUAUUUUUACAGCUUUAAUUCCUCUCGUCUUUUUUUUUUUUGUCUGUUUGCUUUUGUAAAAAAAAAAAAAAAGAAAAUCUGCAAGGGCGUGGGGGCAGUCAAGGAGGGAGGGAGGGUCUACUUUGCCAAGUGUUAGCUAUUUUAUAGAAAAACAAAAUUAAAUAAACAAAAGAAAAACGUCUCUGUUUGAAUAAAGUUGCCACUCAGGAGAUUGUAACAAAAAUCUAAAACUUUCCGAGUCUGUGUGGAUGUGGAUGUUGGCCACAUGAAAGCCUCUUUAUGUCCCAGACUGAGCUGGAGGAUGAGGAGGGGGUCUCAUUUAUGGAAGCAUCCUGAGAUUAGGGUCUGUAGAGAGGGAUGUGUGAUCUUAUUUGGAAAGAUAUCACACUUCAUGACUUCCUUUUUGUCACUUUUUCCCCUCACGGUUUUUCUCUUGCUUUCACUUUGUCUCAAACACAAGACCAUUUUCUGUGACUGUAUCACACACGAAGAGCGAUCGAAUUGUUCGUUACUGCUGCACAGUGCCUGGCGCUCUAGAUUAAAUGUGAUGAGAAAAGCUGCUGGUUAGCGACAGUAAAUUACAGUUUUCUUCUUUUUGAUUUGAACAUUUUUUUCCUGCCUUUUAAUAUCAAUUCUUUUUUGUACGGGGGUGAAACAAAAAUCACAACUCAUUCUCAGCCAGUCAACCUCAUCGAUCAUGUACAGUACCGUGUGUUUCAGGUUGUUUGUUUGUGUAUAAAACAUAAUAUAUGUCAUGUCGUUUCGAAGCUUUAAAGCGGCACAGAAUAAUGUUCAUUAAAGCUAUGCCUGUAGCAGAACGGGUCGUCCCCUUUCCUCAGGAUCCAAAGUGUGAUGUGAAACGAAACAGAACUACUGGGUUAGCGCAGAGUGAUCACACUGAAGCAGUCGUGAGGCGAAAAAUCAUGUCGAGGUACAUUUUUGCAGUCGUCUUUUUUUACUCUCUGUGUGCCUGCUUAUCUUUCCCCGCCUUUCUCUUCCUGGUUCUCCUCCUCUCUGCUCCUCUCUCUGCGCACUAUUCCUAGAGAAAAUAAGCAAAAAUGCAAAACAAUCAUAAUUCUAGACAGUAUUGCUUUAUUUAUCAGAAGUUGUACAUACGUAAAUGUAUAGUGGGUAUUUUGUCCUCAUUUUGUUUCUUAUUAGUUGUGCCAUUUUUCUUUUUGUCAUCCUGUUCAACGAUGUUUGAUUUGAGGUUUCUAUCAUUGCCAUUUAAUCAAGCUAAAAUAAAGACGGAUUUGUCACAAUC